Messenger RNA from Coregonus sp. 'balchen', 68385 nucleotides. NCBI's taxonomy places the organism in Eukaryota, Metazoa, Chordata, Actinopteri, Salmoniformes, Salmonidae. The record is from the annotation of a GenBank genome assembly.
GAGAGCAAUGCCCAGUCUGAUGGUCACACUGCCCGAAGAGAACAAUGCCAGUGGAGACUCAACUCAGUCUAUGGACAGCAGUAAUCACACAGCAGUUACUUAACAUGCCAAAAAAGAGUCAGGUAUCAUAGACGGGUUAGCUGACAAUGUCACGAAAACAAUGCACACGCUUCAAUGCGGCAGAAAUCUGUGUGUUGUUGUGAUUUUGGAUGACCAGAUAACUAGCAACAUUGAUAAGAAUCUGUCAUGUGGGAAUCUUAGGUGGUUCGUUUCAGCUUGUUGUGUCUAGUUAUUGAUACUGUGAUGGAAAAUAUUAUGUUUGUGCUUUUCUAAUAACCAAUUUCUGCAAUUUGGCAGUACGCCCAGAACCUUGUUUUGAGAACGAAAGGGAUAUCUCAGUUUCAAGGUCUCAGCUUGGCGAGAGGAAGCCUCGUGAGGUAUUGGUCGGGCACAUGCAUGAACCAAACGUUCAUGAUGAAUUAAUUAUGAAUAAUGAAUAAGCUAAAUCAUGCAAAUAUAACUGUCUGUGUAAGCAAUAUAUAAGAGAACUAACGGGACUUCCCCGGGAGAGCUCACUUCAGACCAGUACUUUAUGCAUCUAAGUUUGACUGUGACCUCUCCAGCUUGCUGUUAAUAAACAAUGAUUCAUUUGAGAUUGACUUUGAGUGUCCAUGUGUAGAAUUUCCACGACAAUUUGGCGUCAACAAACAGGAUGAUUGAUUCUGCCUGCGGAGCUUUCCAGUGAGGGUCUGCGAGGAAAAUUGGUGGCGUAUUUUAUGAAGCGUGAGGGAAAUUCCCGUCUGACCAAAAGACAACGUGUACCCGCCCAGACCCUUACUGUGAGCUGCCCAGGAGGAGACACAUCAUCCGCGAACAAUUGAGGGACACGCCGACUGAAUUUAAUUAAGUCAAUUUAAAUGAAUCUGUAUAAAAAUAAAUAAUAAAACCAAUAAAACGGAAACAAUAAAAAGGUAUCCAUAGUCUUAUGGUGAGAAGGCUAUUCACUAGUCUUAUGGUGAGAAGACUAGAGCGAGGGUGAGUAUUGGUACCAUGGAAAGCCCCGCUGACAGCUGUCUGUAGGCAUUUAUAAGAGAAGUGUCUACGUGGUCUGCAGCCACUACUAAUAGCACGUGGUGUUAUUAUACAUUUAUAGGAAGUAGUGGCAAGAGAACCGUUGAAGAUACAUAUAGGAAGUAACGACAAGAGAAUCAUUGAAGAUGCACAUGGGGUAAUAAGGGAGAUUACCGAUUGUGUUUGGGAAUAGUACUAAGUGAAUGUGGAUGUCAAAGUUGUGUGAGUGUGGAAAGGACUUGCUAAGCUGAUUGAAAUUUGGAUAAUAAGCUGAUUGAUUGAAAUUUGGAUAUUAAACUGAUUGAAAUUUGGAUAACAAGAGGAGAGAAAUUUAGAUAAUAAGAGAUAUUAUUACUAUUGAGUACUGAGUGAAUGAGAGCUGUCGGGGACUAGCUCCGGUGUGAAAGAGGUGAAUGAAUACCCCAACCAGUUCUGUGUGAGCUGAGUUUUUCAAUUUAUAACGUUAUCUACGGUUCUGUCCACCAACGCCCGUCGGAUCUACAGGUAGAGGAUAACAUGUCUCAGGAUCUCAUUCGAGAGUAACAUGUCUCAGAGGAUACAUGUCAAAAUUAAAAAUCAAAUCAAAUCAAAUGUAUUGGUCACAUACACAUGGUUAGCAGAUGUUAUUGCGAGUGUAGCGAAAUGCUUGUGCUUCUAGUGCCGACAGUGCAGAAAAAUCUAGCAAGUAAUAUCUAACAGUUCCACAACAAAUAUCUAAUACACACAAAUCUAUGUAAAGGAAUGGAAUAAGAAUAUAUACAUAUAUGGAUGAGCAAUGUCAUUGUCAGAGCGACAUAGGCUAAGAUGCAAUAGAAAGUAUAGAAUACAGUAUAUACAUAUGAGAUGGGUAAUGCAAGACAUGUAAACAUUAUUAUGAUAGUAUAGAAUACAGUAUAUACAUAUGAGACGACUAAUGCAAGAUAUGUAAACAUUAUUAAAGUGACAUUAUUAAAGUGACUAGUGUUCCAUAUAUUAAAGUGGCCAGUGAUUUUCAAGUCUGUAUGUAGGCAGCAGCGCCUCUGUGCUAGUGAUGGCUGUUUAACAGUCUGAUGGCUUUGAGAUAGAAGCUGUUUUUCAGUCUCUCGGUCUCAGCUUUGAUGCAUGUGUACUGAUCUCGCCUUCUGGAUGAUACCGGCGUGUACAGGCAGUGGCUCGGGUGGUAGUUGUCCUUGAUUAUCUUUUUGGCCUUCCUGUGACAUCGGGUGCUGUAGGUGUCCUGGAGGGCAGGUAGUUUGCCCCCGGUGAUGCGUUGUGUAGACCGAACCACCCUCUGGAGAGCGCUGCGGUUGUGGGCGGUGCAGUUGCCGUACCAGGCGGUGAUACAGCCCGACAAAAUGCUCUCAAUUGUGCAUCUGUAAAACUUUGUGAGGGUUUUAGGUGACAGGCCAAAUUUCUUCAGCCUCCUGAGGUUGAAGAGACGCUGUUGUGCCUUCUUCACCACACUGUCUGUGUGGGUAGACCAUUCCAGUUUGUGAUUGAUAUAUAAGCCGAGGAACUUAAAACUUUCCACCUUCUCCACCGCUGUCCCUUCGAUGUGGAUAGGGGGGUACUCCCUCUGCUGUUUCCUGAAGUCCACGAUCAUCUCCUUUGUUUUGUUGACGUUGAGUGAGAGGUUAUUUUCCUGACACCACACUCCGAGAACCCUUACCUCCUCCCUGUAGGCGGUCUCAUCGUUGUUGGUAAUCAAGCCUAAUACUAUUGUGUCAUCUGCAAACUUGAUGAUUGAGUUGGAGGCGUGCAUGGCUACGCAGUCAUGGGUGAAAAGGGACUACAAGAGGGGGCUGAGCACACACCGUUGUGGGGCCCCAGUGUUGAGGAUCAGUGAAGUGGAGAUAUUGUUUCCUACCUUCACCACCUGGGGGCGGCCCGUCAGGAAGUCCAGGACCCAGAUGUACAGGGCGGGGUUGAGACCCAGGGCCUUAAGCUUAAUGAUGAGGUAGGAGGGUACUAUGGUGUUGAAUGCUGAGCUACAGUCAAUGAACAGCAUUCUUACAUACAGUGGCUUGCGAAAGUAUUCACCCCCCUAUUUUGUUGCCUUACAACCUGGAAUUGUAUCAUUUGAUUUACACAACAUGCCUACCACUUUGAAGAUGCAAAAUAUUUUUUAUUGUGAAACAAACAAGAAAUAAGACAAAAAAACAGAAAACUUGAGCAUGCAUAACUAUUCACCCCCCCCAAAGUCAAUACUUUGUAGAGCCACCUUUUGCAGCAAUUACACCUGCAAGUGAUGAGGAUUUUUCAAUAAACUAUAUACUUUGUCUAGUUCCCCUAACAGAAAUUGAGAUCUAAUUUGCUGAUCCUGUGACUCUGCGGUGAAGUCGACAGGGUGAUAAGGGGAGUAUAUUAGAAAUUGCUAUUAAGAAUAAUUGGUAAAACAUAAUAAUUUGUCAUAUAGUCAAUGCUUAUAUGGAUUUCUUGGAUUGGAAAUUAACUCAACUAAACUGUUAUGAUCUGUCCUGAUGGUAUCUUGAUGCAUAGCAGGGAUAAUUCAGUCAAGAACGGUGUGAACCUCAAUAAAUAAAUAAAAAACUCUAACCGGCUGAAGAGGAGCAACAAAAGCGUUGAAUAGGGUCCUGUCCAGCACCACUUCUACCAAGAGACCUGAAUCAGAACCAGCAUCCAAUCGAAGCUAUCAACUGCCUUUUCUCUCAUGCUUUUUCUUUCAGGAGUGUAACAGGAGUCAAUGUGGAGUGGGCAUGAAGAGAGAUCUGUUCAAAUACAACAUCUCUCAUGAUGCUGGUAUACUGGUUGGCAAAUGGACAAAACAUAAUGGGGUUAGAGGUGGUGGCGGCUCAGGUGAGACAUUGAAAUUGGGACAUUGUCAUGGGCAAUCCAAGUUGAACUAUGAAGCUAUCUGAAGAACAGAAUGAAGAGACGCCAGAAGAUUGAGUGCCGGGGAAGGGAGGGGUUGUGAUUUGGGGUAUCAGGUUGAUUAAGGAGGUCUACACACUGCUAUAUUUAUAGUAAUUUAGACUAAGAACGCAUUGCGAUACUGAUCUGUAGUUAUUCUACUUAUGAGGAAGCUAAUGCUAGAAUUAUGGAUAAUUAUACUGUAUGUUAAUAUGCAGUGGGGAGAACAAGUAUUUGAUACACUGCCGAUUUUGCAGGUUUUCCUACUUACAAAGCAUGUAGAGGUCUGUAAUUUUUAUCAUAGGUACACUUCAACUGUGAGAGACGGAAUCUAAAACAAAAAUCCAGAAAAUCAUAUUGUAUGAUUUUUAAGUAAUGCAUUUGCAUUUUAUUGCAUGACAUAAGUAUUUGAUACAUCAGAAAAGCAGAACUUAAUAUUUGGUACAGAAACCUUUGUUUGCAAUUACAGAGAUCAUACGUUUCCUGUAGGUCUUGACCAGGUUUGCACACACUGCAGCAGGGAUUUUGGCCCACUCCUCCAUACAGACCUUCUCCAGAUCCUUCAGGUUUUGGGGCUGUCGCUGGGCAAUACGGACUUUCAGCUCCCUCCAAAGAUGUUCUAUUGGGUUCAGGUCUGGAGACUGGCUAGGCCACUCCAGGACCUUGAGAUGCUUCUUACGGAGCCACUCCUUAGUUGCCCUGGCUGUGUGUUUCAGGUCGUUGUCAUGCUGGAAGACCCAGCCACGACCCAUCUUCAAUGCUCUUACUGAGGGAAGUAGGUUGUUGGCCAAGAUCUCGCGAUACAUGGCCGCAUCCAUCCUCCCCUCAAUAUGGUGCAGUCGUCCUGUCCCCUUUGCAGAAAAGCAUCCCCAAAGAAUGAUGUUUCCACCUCCAUGCUUCACGGUUGGGAUGGUGUUCUUGGGGUUGUACUCAUCCUUCUUCCUCCAAACACGGCGAGUGGAGUUUAGACCAAAAAGCUCUAUUUUUGUCUCAUCAGACCACAUGACCUUCUCCCAUUCCUCCUCUGGAUCAUCCAGAUGGUCUUUGGCAAACUUCAGACGGGCCUGGACAUGCGCUGGCUUGAGCAGGGGGACCUUGCGUGCGCUGCAGGAUUUUAAUCCAAGACGGCGUAGUGUGUUACUAAUGGUUUUCUUUGAGACUGUGGUCCCAGCUCUCUUCAGGUCAUUGACCAGGUCCUGCCAUGUAGUUCUGGGCUGAUCCCUCACCUUCCUCAUGAUCAUGGAUGCCCCACGAGGUGAGAUCUUGCAUGGAGCCCCAGACCGAGGGUGAUUGACCGUCAUCUUGAACGUCCAUUUUCUAAUAAUUGCACCAACAGUUGUUGCCUUCUCACCAAGCUGCUUGCCUAUUGUCCUGUAGCCCAUCCCAGCCUUGUGCAGGUCUACAAUUUUAUCCCUGAUGUCCUUACACAGCUCUCUGGUCUUGGCCAUUGUGGAGAGGUUGGAGUCUGUUUGAUUGAGUGUGUGGACAGGUGUCUUUUAUACAGGUAACAGAGUUCAAACAGGUGCAGUUAAUACAGGUAAUUAGUGGAGAACAGGAGGGCUUCUUAAAGAAAAACUAACAGGUCUGUGAGAGCCGGAAUUCUUACUGGUUGGUAGGUGAUCAAAUACUUAUGUCAUGCAAUAAAAUUCAAAUUAAUUACUUAAAAAUCAUACAAUGUGAUUUUCUGGAUUUUUGAUUCCGUCUCUCACAGUUGAAGUGUACCUAUGAUAAAAAUUACAGACCUCUACAUGCUUUGAAAGUAGGAAAACCUGCAAAAUCGGCAGUGUAUCAAAUACUUGUUCUCCCCACUGUAUAUAUAUUUGCGAGAAAAAAAACAUAUGGGGGAUUGGACGUGAUGCUGACAAUUACAUUGAUGGAAGUUACAAUCUAUCUGCAAUAUUAUAUCUGAUCUACCCCCUAUUUUUUUUUAUUUUUUUUAUUUAACAAAGUAUUAAUAUGUUAAUAACUAAAUAUGUUAACAUGGCUAUUACUUUAUUAGAUAUUGAUAUUGAUUAUUUUGAUUGUUAUACUACUUGUGAUAUGGGUAAAGAAGUUAUGUGAGCUAAAGAUGUUGACUAUUCCUGUUUGCAUAAAGUCCAGUGAAGUUCUUUGAUGGCCGUCGUGGUUUCGGCUAGAGGGGGGAUAAACAUGGCUGUAACAAUUACUGAAGAGAAUUCUCUUGGGAGAUAAUACGGUCGGCAUUUGAUUGUGAGGAAUUCUAGGUCAGGUGAACAAAAUUAUUUGAGUUCCUGUAUGUUGUUACAAUUACACCAUGUGUCGUUAAUCAUGAAACAAACCCCCCCACCCCACCCUUCUUCUUCAUGGAGAGAUGCCUUUUCCUGUCGGCGCGAUGUACUGAGAACCCAGAUGGCUGUAUGGACGGGGACAGUAUAUCUUGAGUGCCAUGUUUCCUUGAAACAGGGUAUGUUACAAUCCCUGAUGUCUCUCUGGAAAGCAACCCUUGCCCUGAUCUCGUCCACUUUGUUAUCUAGGGACUGGACAUUAGCGAGUAAUAUACUUGGAAGCGAUGGGCGAUGUGCGCGCCUCCUAAGUCUGACUAGAAGACCGCUCCGGCUGCCUUUCCUUCCGUGGUGUUGUUUUGGGUCGGUCUCUGGAAUCAGUUCCAAUGCCCUGGGUGGUGCGGACAAAGGAUCCGCUUCGGGAAAUACCCCUGUAUGAAUAGAACACUAGUGUAAAGGAGGUAUAAUGGGCUACUAUAGAUAAAUUAACAUAUGAAGAGUAUAUUACUAGAGAUUUAAUGGAGAAAAAAAUAUAUAUACAACUUGCACACCCACACGUAGACGUACGUAAGUGGUGUAAAAAGUAUUAAGAGAAAUUAAUAGUAUAACGGAUUACUAGAUUUGAUAACGUAACAAUGUAUGAAUGUAUAAUAGGUUACUAGAGUUUAACUUGCUAGGUAGAGACUUAUUAUGGACAGAGCAGACCAUCUAUAGGGGACUGAUAGACAGUGCCAGCCCAGUUUUAAUAGAUGUUGAUCCUAGAAGGUUUAUCUCUUCCCUUCUGAAUUGGCUGAUGUAUUUUAUAAUUUCGGUGCAUUACAUAUGAAUCUCAAAAUAAUAGACAUUUAAUAAGUGUGAAGCAGAAAGUGAAUAUCCAACAGAAAUUGGUAACAAAUAUUAAGAGUAACAUUGAUAGGGUAGACUAAACUAAAAACAAUGCCUUCCAAUACAGAGAAAGUUAUCAUGUUUGUUUUGUUUUGUUUUAAACCUUACAAUAGGGGUGAAAGCAGAACAUUGUUUGAGAGUGAUCCAUGUGUAUUAGCAGUAGUGAUUGAGAAGGUCUUCCUAUUGGGAAGAAGGGAGUCCUAGCUGAAGGAAACAGAUAUGGAGACUAGUGAAAGUAACAAAGUGAAUGGUAAUAUUAGUGGUUUUCAGAUAACACUUCUGUGGACAAAUUGAUAGCCACCAGUACUCACUGAACUCAAACUGGCUGUAAGGGACACAGUGGAAAAAUUUGGGACAGAGGUAUGAAUAAAUGAAUAAGAAAUGUUUUUGACAAUUUCCAAUUAUUAUUACUCAAUUCUACAGUUUGGGUAGCACCAGUGAUUUAAGCAAGAAGGUAAUGUCAUCUAAAACAAUAAUCUGUUUCCAUUACGUGGAACUGUGUCCAAAAUUGAAGUAGAUCCAAGUACCGAAUAUUGAGCUGAUAAGCCAGCACCAACUUUUUGAAGGUCCUAGCAGAUUUGUUAAACAAAAGGUUUCAUAUUUUGACCAGUUGAUGGGACAGUCAGCACAGGACAUAUGUCAAUGCAACAGGUCAAAAUGAUAAUAUUACAAGAGAGGGGCUCUGGGAUUGUUUACUUUAGAAGGUGCCUAUUCUGCUUAACAUACUUUAAACUUACUAAAAUCAAUUUGUCCGUUUUCAAAAAAUCAUUCCGUUUCCAAAUCAUAAUCAAAACCCAAUUAAUUAUCCAACCCAAAUGUAGAAUGACAAUGCUUCAGUGAUUCACAUUGGUCCUAUCACUCAAAGUUAAAACCCUAAUCUUAGCACAUAUCGACACUGGCAGAAUGUACAUUUAUAUUAAUAUACAAUAUAUUCAUCUAAUAAUUUUAGUAUUAACUUUCUUAUCACGAUUUAUAGUUACAGAUCAGUAUCUUAAUGCAUUCUUAAUCUAAAUUACUAUAAAGUUAGCAGUGUAUAGACCUUCACAAUCAACCUGAUACCCCAAAAUAAACAAUUUUGCACAAGCCUAAAUCAAUUACGGGCACAGUUUACCAACCUCCGCUUCAGGCACUCAUUCUUCUGGCGUCUCUUCAUUGUCUUCUUCAGGUAGCUUCACAGUUCAAAAUGGAUGGACCAUGAUAAUGUCCCAAUUUUAAUGUCUAAGGAAUAAUCUGAUUUUCCCAGAAAGACUCAUGUCUCACCUGAGCCCCACCACAUACCAGCAUACAAGCAACAUGAGAGAAGUUUGGAACAGAUCUCUCUCCAUGCUCACUCCACGUGGACUUCUGUCGCACUCCUGAGAGAAAAGGCAUGAGAGAAAAAGCAGUUCAUAGAUUCGAUUGGAUGCUGUGUACAGGUUGCUGGCUUGGACUCAGGUCUCUAGGUAGAAGUGGUGCAGGACAGGGCCGUAUUGAACACCAUUUCUUCAACCGGUUAGAGGGGGUUUUGAGGUUCACACCAUUCUCGGCCAAAUGAUCCAUUUCAUGCAUAUAGAUACCAUCUGUAGUCACCUUCACCAUAACCUCGAGAGAGAUCAGAACAACAGUUUAGUUCAGUUCAUUUCUGAUUCAGGAAAUCCAGACAAGCAUUGACUGUAGGACAAAUUAUUACCUUUACCAAUAUUCUCAAUACACAUUUCUGACCCACUGGAAUUGUGAUACACUGAAUUAAAAGUGAAAUAAUCUGUCUGUAAACAAUUGUUGGAAAAGUCCUAACCGACUUGCCAAAACUAUAGUUUGUUAACAAGAAAUGGUUGAAAAAACAAGUUUUAAUGACUCCAACCUAAGUGUAUGUAAACUUCUGACUCAACUGUACGUUUUUUCCAGCAACAGACUAGGAUCGAUGAUGUCAAAAGCUGCACUGAUUCUGUCACGGUCGUUGAGAGACGGGUCAGACCAAGGUGCAGCGUGGUAUGCAAACAUGUUUAUUUAACUCCAUAAACAUAAACAUAAACAAAACAAGAAACAAUGUAACGUGAAGUCCUCAGGCUAAACACAUACAAGCCUAACACGGGACAAGAUCCCACAACUAAGGUAGGCAAACAGGCUACUUAAGUAUGAUCCCCAAUCAGAGACAACAAGCGACAGCUGUCUCUGAUUGGGAAUCACACCCGGCCAAACAUAGAAACAACACAUCUAGAUCCUAAACAUUGAAAUCUUAUACAUAGAGUUUCACACCCUGACCAAACUACCUAGAGAAUAACAGUCUCUCCAGGUCAGGGUGUAACAGUCCGGCCGCACCAACCUGACUCAUUAGGGUAGGGUCUGGGUGAGCAUUCAGCCUUAGAGGCGGAUCUGGCUCCGGGCGUGACGACCUCUCCCUCUCUGCCUCCCCGUUGCGCCCCUGGUCUGGUCUGGUCCUCAGCGUGAUACUUCCCCUCUCCUUCCUCCCACGAUGCACCAAGCCCUGUCUGGACCCUGGGGUGGGAGACCUCGAAACUGGAGAGGGGCUGACGGCUGGGCCUGGAUCGGCAAUCCUCCCGCGAUGCACCAAGCCCUGUCUGGACCCUGGUGUGGGAGGCCCCGACCCUGGAGAGGGGCUGACUUCUGGGUCUGGAGUGGAGCCGCUGACCGGAGCUGAACUGGACCCCGGUGGAGCGGACUGCUCUGGCUCCGGAGUGGAGCCGCUGACCGGAGCUGGACUGGGCACCGGUGGAGCGGACUGCUCUGGCUCUGGAGUGGAGCCACUGACCGGAGCUGGACUGGGCACCGGUGGAGCGGACUGCUUUGACUCCGGAGUGGAGCUGCUGACCAGAGCUGGGAACACGCACCACUGGCUUGGUGCGAGGAGCAGGCACGGGCCAGGCCGGACUGGGAACAUGCACCACUGGUCUGGUGCGAGGAGCAGGAACGGGCCGGGCUAGACUGGAGACACGCACCACAGGUCUGGUGCGAGGAGCAGGAACGGGCCGGGCCGGACUGGGGACACGCACCACUGGCCUGGUGCUGGGAGCAGGUACGGGGCGUACCGGGCUGGCGACACGCACCACUGGCUUGGUGCGAGGAGCAGGCACGGACCUUACCGGACUGGGAGCACGCACCACUGGCUUGGUGCGAGAAGCUGGCACGAGGCGUACCGGACUGGGAACCAGCGCUGGAGGUCUACGACCGUACCAGUCCUUUACUCUCCACGCCCAAUCCUCCUCCAGUGAGGACUCCUCCUUGAGCCCCCACGAGUGCAGUGGUUGGGGCUCUUCUCUAUCGAUCCCCGACCACCCAAAAAAUAUUGGGGCUUUCUCUCAGGCUUCCUCCUCGGCCGGCGCCUUCUGUGUUGCCGUUGCUCCUCUCUAACCCGGGCUUCCUCUGUCUGUUCCCAAGGACGGUGAUCCAUCCCAGCCUGGAUCUCCUCCCAUGUCCAAGAUCCCUUACCAUCCAGGAUCUCCUCCCAUGUCCAGGAUGUCUGCUCCUGGCCACGCUGCUUGGUCCUCAUUUGGUGGGAUCUUCUGUCACGGUCGUUGAGAGACGGGUCAGACCAAGGUGCAGCAUGGUAUGCGAACAUGUUUAUUUAACUCAAUAAACAUAAACAAAACAAAAAACAACGUAAUGUGAAGUCCUCAGGCUAAACACAUACAAGCCUAACACGGAACAAGAUCCCACAACUAAGAUAGGCAAACAGGCUACUUAAGUUGUUCUUAACAACGAGCGACAGCUGUCUCUGAUUGCGAAUCACACCCGGCCAAACAUAGAAACAACACAUCUAGAUCCUAAACAUAGAAAUCUUAUACAUAGAGUUUCACACCCUGACCAAACUCCCUAGAGAAUAACAGUCUCUCCAGGUCAGGGUGUGACAGAUGUCUACAAAACACCUCCCCCACAAUCUUUUUAUCAUAAAUUUCUCUCAGCCAAUCAUCAGUAAUUUGUGUAAGUGCUGUGCUUGUUGAAUGUCCUUCCCUAUAAGCGUGCUGAAAGUCUAUUGUCAAUUUGUUUACUAUAAAUAGCAUUGUAUCUGGUCAAACACCAUUUUUCCAAAUGUUUACUAAGGGUUGGUAACAGGUCUGCUAUUUGAGACAGUAAAGGGGGGCUUUACUAUUCCUAGGUAGGGGAAUAACUUUUCCUUCCCUCCAGGCCUGAGGGCACACACUUUCUAGUAGGCUUAAAUUGAAGAUAUGGCAAAUAGGAGUGGUAAUAUCGUCCGCUUUUAUCCUCAGUAAUUUUCAAUCCAAGUUGUCAGACCCCAGCGGCUUGUCAUUGUUGAUAGAUAACAAUAAUUGUUUCACCCCUUCCACACUUACUUUACGGAAUUCAAAAUUACAAUGCUUGUCUUUCAUAAUUUGGUCAGAUAUACUUGGAUGUGUAGUGUCAACGUUUGUUGCUGGCAUAUCAUGCCUAAAUUUGCUAACCUAGCCAAUGAAAAAAUCAUUAAAGUAGUUGGCAAUAUCAGUGGGUUUUUUGAUGAAUGAGCUAUCUGAUUUUAUAAAUGAUGGAGCGGGGUUUGCGUUUUUUCCCAAAAUUUCAUUUAAGGUGCUCCAAAGCAUUUUACCAUUAUUCUUUGUCAUUUAUCUUUGUUUCAUUUUGUAGUUUCUUCUUCUUUUUAUUCAGUUUAGUCAAAAUCAUUUCUCAAUUUGCGGUAUGUUUUCCAAUUUGGUUGUACAGCCAGACUUCUUCGCCAUUUCUUUUGCCUCAUCCCUCUCAACCAUAACAUUUUUCAAUUCCUCAUCAAUCCACGGGGAAGUCCUAGGUUGAGCUGCUUUUGAAAGCAAGUCGAAUUGAAAACAGUAUUGGUAUUGUUGAAUUUGAUUUUCAUAAUAGCAAGCUAGGUCUGAUGGUUUGGUUAGCUAAAUAAGCAAGUCUGUUUGUUUGGUUAUCAUGGCAACUACUGUAGGGAUCUAGUAAACUUGCUAGCUACUUCAGUGGAUGUUGAAGACAUAUCCCCUGGCAAAUGAACACAUUUCUAGUGGCAAAUGUGUUCAAUUAUAGCCAUGGUAUAAAAUGGGACUCGGGGCUCUAAGCGUUCUCUGGAAAAUAAUGCAACUCUGUGGAUGGUCAGCUCCACUCUGCUAGCAUGUCGUGGAACACACCUUCCCCGUUGUUCAUUAUUUUCAAUAGAACGCAUAGCCCCUCGUUGAUUAUCCCUUACACAAUGGAUGUCUAUAGUGAAGGGCAUUGAGAGUAUAGUCCAUCUCUAUGUUGUAGGACAGCGGUAGUAGAGUAUAUACUUACAGUGGAUGUCUAUUAUGUUGUUGUAGAUCUUCUCUGUGUUUCUGUAAAGGGAUGGUUUCUACUCCAGCUCCCUGCAGCUAGUCUAGGUGUGUGGUCAAGGAUAUGAAUUGUACUCGAGAUAGGGGUAUCUGGAGCUGACAAUUGAUUUAUGAAUGGCUAGGUGAUAAAACCAACAGCCACAUUCCAUUCUAUGAUUAGUGGUAUGUGAAAGGGAGAUGUCUCCGGUCUGACUGAGCCUGCAUUUUCAUAGACUGAAUUGGUGUUUAUGUUAUGUAAGGUACCAGGGAGAGAUGGCUCGGGUAUGGAUAAUGUUGAUAAGAACCUUGUCUUGGGGGCCAAACCCUGGUUUCCAUACAAUGAGAACAGUCUUCACUGCAGAUACUGUCUGCUGUGAAUUAUUCAUUAUUCAACAAAUCCUAACCUUUUGACCCAUUCCACACAUCUGCUGUUUGUCAUGUAAGACUACGAGGGAGUAUCUUUGCUAUAAAAUAUAUUUUGUAUUCUCUGUAUGUCAGAGCUCUCGGCCCAACACUUAAGAGAGUUGGGUCGACCAGCCUCAAUAUUGCAGAGCACUCACUCCAUUCAUGGGUGUGGGUGGUGUGACCUGCUGACCGCUCCUGAAGACCUGGGUAAACUGUGCACAGGAGAUCAGAAAUUGGGAUCUCAGGGAAAACCAUGCUCAUGUAGAGCAGCUGGACCCGCCUAUGAUCUGAGAGGAAGCGGGCGCGGGUGGAUGCAAGAUCCCAAACAUAGUACUGAGAGAGGUGAGCUUGGACAAUCUAUCAAUAAGUGAUGACAAGAUAAGAAAAAUAUAAAACAAUAUAAAAAUAAGAAAAGCUGUUGAGGGUACGCUCAGAGCGAGGUUUUCCUUAGGAGGGCCACAGCUGAGGUAACUAGCAGGACUGUGUUGAGUUGAUAGGAGUGUUCUUAAGUGAGGUAUCCUGGACAUAAUUCUUAAUUAGCCAGUUGCAGGCAACCAAAAGUCCAGAUCCGUGGUAAUGGGUUAAUCACAUUAGGACUGGUGAGGUUAAUGUGUAGAGCGAGGAACUAGAGCGCGAGUGGCCUUGCGAGGGCACUUGGCUUGGUGAAGCUCAUUGAACGAGGAACUAGAGUGCAGAUGACGCCUUGCGAGGGCAUCUGGCUUGGUGAAGUUCAAUUAUAACGUGUAAUGUUUCUAUGAAAUGUUUGAUAAAUAAGGUAAACAAGUAUGGGUUACCAUUGUUAGAUAUUAUUGUGAGUGUUUGUGGUAUUCUGUGAAUGUGAUAUGAGAGUUGUAUGAGUGUAGAAAUAAGUGUUCAUCUGAAGUUUGGGUAAUAACAUAUAGAAAUGUGCAUAAUAAGAAAUUGGAAUUUGCAUAAUAAGAUGAUUUACAUUUGGAUAAUAAGUUUUGAUAUAUAGUUCCACCACUACCCAUCAUAGAAUAUCAUGGGGUGGUAUUGAGUGUGGGAUGUUAUUUUAGACAGUAGCGGCAAGUCUAUAAUUUCUGGACGUCUAGAGAACCGUUGAGGAUACGUGUGGAGCAUUAUUCCCAUAACCCGCAGGGCAGCGUCUGGGAAACCGAUGUUUUUGGGUUCCGCUGGGAGUAUGUUUGCAGAGUUGCUUUGUGGCGAUGGAGAGUCGUUGAAAACACACAUGGAGUGGUGGAUGUGAGUACCUAAGAUUUCUAACGUUAUGUAUAGAUUCUGUGAAUGUAUGAAAAUAUGACAAAUUGUAUGGGUGUAUAAUCGAUUACUAGAGAUUUGAUAAAGUAUGAAUGGACAUAAUGAUAAUAUACCAACUUGCGCACCCAAACUUAGAUGUACGUCAGGGAUGGGAAAAAAUAAAUAAACGUUUUCUGAGUGGUCCGUUUAUGGAUCAUUUGAUAAAGAUAAGGUUUAAGCAUUAUAUUACUGUCUACAAAGUCUGGGGAGUCUCAGAAACUGAUUGGGGUAUGUCCACUUUUGAAAAAUAUGGGGAAAUUACUUACCCUAACCGAUGUAACUAUAAAACGCGUAUGGGAUUUUCUCAGUCUGGGUUCAACAUGUAAGAAAAAAAACUGCCCUUAAGGCCUGGAAAUUAUUGACGUAACUUAUAACAGUACAAAGCCAAAUUAGGGUUUCCAUCAAAGUAAUUAUCAUUGCGGAGCUAAUGUGAUGUAGUAAAGGAAUUUCAUUAUAUCGCAAGGUAAAAGAUAAUCCGUUUUUAUUAAACUCCCCAGAUCUGUUUCCAAAUCCAUGAAAGUGUAUUUAACUCGUUGACUGCUAAUUUGUUCCCUUUGAGCAUGUGAGAUAUUUGCAAAGAAACACUUGGACGACCUUUAAAGCUAUUUUCUGGUAAUGUUGUUGUUAUUAUGUGUCAGAUGUUAAGACUACAAACCAUUGUAAUUGGGUUAUUUGUGGGAUUUACUUGUCAUUUCAAAAGUUAUAGGGUCUGUGUUACUGACUAAAAUCUAGGUUUCUGAUUGUAAUUCAACUAUGGCCAUGAGUUGCUUAGCUAGGUACAGCUGCCAGUAUUUGCUUUAAGAUGUAAACUGAACGAUUUAGCAGCUUGCUUAUUCAAAUUUAAUGACUCAUUUAUUCAACAUGAAUAGCGGGAGGAUUUCGAGGUAAUCAUUUUUUUUUUGUUGCCUGAUGGUUUGCUGGAGGAACCUACUGAGAAUGGGGUUGUAAAUUAAAACAAUGAAUUGAAUAUGGAUAUGAAUUGAAUAUAUGCUUGUUAACAACAGCAAGUGUUUGUUUUAUUAUCUGUAGUCUACUCAGAGGGGACUGUUACCUACCGUACCAGUCAAAAGUUUGGACACACGUACUCAUUCAAAGAUUUUUCUUUAUUUUUACUAUUUUAUACUUUGUAGAAUAAUAUUGAAGACAUCAAAACUAUGAAAAAACACAUAUGGAUUCAUGUAGUAACCAAAAAAAGUGUUAAACAAAAUAAAUAUGUUAUAUUUGAGAUUCUUCACAUUCGCCACCCUUUGCCUUGAUGACAGCUUUGCACACUCUUGGCAUUCUCUCAACCAGCAUCAUGAGGUAGUCACCUGGAAUGCAUUUCAAUGAACAGGUGUGCCUUGUUCAAAGUUAAUUUGUGGAAUUGAUUUCCUUCUUAAUGCAUUUGAGCCAAUCAGUUGUGUUGUGACAAGGUAGGGGUGGUAUACAUAAGAUAGCCCUAUUUGGUAAAAUACCAAGUCCAGAUUAUGGCAAGAACAGCUCAAAAAAGCAAAGAGAAAAAACAGUCCAUCAUUACUUUAAGACAUGAAGGUCAGUCAAUCCGGAAAAUGUCAAGAACUUGGAAAGUUCUUCAAGUGCAGUCGCAAAACCAUCAAGCGCUAUGAUGAAACUGGCUCUCAUGAGGACUCCACAGGAAAGAAAGACCCAGAGUUACCUCUGCUGCCGAGGAUAAGUUCAUUAGAGUUACCAGCCUCAGAAAUUGCAGUACAAAUAAAUGCUUCACAGAGUUCAAGUAACAGACACAUCUCAACAUCAACUGUACAGAGGAGACUGCGUGAAUCAGGCCUUCAUGGUCAAAUUGCUGCAAAGAAACCACUACUAAUGGACACCAAUAAUAAGAAGAGACUUGCUUGGCCAAUAAACAUGAGCAAUGGACAUUAGACCGGUGGAAAUCUGUCCUUUGGUCUGAUGACUCCAAAUGUUUGGUUCCAACCGCCGUGUCUUUGUGAGACGCAGAGUAGGUGAACGGAUGAUCCCCGCAUGUGUGGUUCCCACCAUAAAGCAUGGAGGAGGAGGUGUGAUGGUGUGGGGGUGCUUUGCUGGUAACACUGUCUGUGAUUUAUUUAGAAUUCAAGGCACACUUAACCAGCAUGGCUACCACAGCAUUAUGCAGCGAUACACCAUCCUAUCUGGUUUGCACUCCGUGGGACUAUCAUUUCUUUUUCAACAGGACAAUGACCCAAAACACCACCAGGCUGUGUAAGGGCUAUUUGACCAAGAAGGAGAGUGAUGGAGUGCUGCAUCAGAUGACCUGGCGACCACAAUCUCCUGACCUCAACCCAAUUUUUAUUUUUUUAUUUUUUUAUUUCAACUUUAUUUAACCAGGUAAACCAGUUGAGAACAAGUUCUCAUUUACAACUGCGAUCUGGCCAAGAUAAAGCAAAGCAGUGCGAUAAAAACAACAACACAGAGUUACAUAUGGGGUAAAACAAAACAAAAAUCAAAAAAAUACAACAGAAAUACAAUUAAUAUACAGUGUGCAAAUUUAGCAAGUUAUGGAGGUAAGGCAAUAAAAUAGGCUAUAGUGCAAAAUAAUUACAAUUUAGUAUUAACACUGGAAUGAUGUGCAAGAGAUGAUGUGCAAAUAGAGAUACUGGGGUACAGAUGAGCAAAAUAAAUAACAAUAUAGGGAUGAGGUAGUUGGGCGGGCUAAUUUCAGAUGGGCUGUGUACAGGUGCAGUGAUCGGUAAGGUGCUCUGACAACUGAUGCUUAAAGUUAGUGAGGGAGAUAAGUGUCUCCAGCUUCAGAGAUUUUUGCAAUUUGUUCCAGUCAUUGGCAGCAGAGAACUGGAAGGAAUUGCGGCCAAAGGAGGUGUUGGCUUUGGGGAUGACCAGUGAGAUAUACCCGCUGGAGCGCAGACUACGGGUGGGUGUUGCUAUGGUGACCAAUGAGCUAAGAUAAGGCGGGGAUUUGCCUAGCAGUGAUUUAUAGAUGGCCUGGAGCCAGUGGGUUUGGCGACGAAUAUGUAGUGAGGACCAGCCAACAAGAGCGUACAGGUCACAGUGGUGGGUAUUAUAUGGGGCUUUGGAGACAAAACGGAUGGCACUGUGAUAGACUACAUCCAAUUUGCUGAGUAGAGUGUUGGAGGCUAUUUUGUAAAUGACAUCGCCGAAGUCAAGGAUCGGUAGGAUAGUCAGUUUUACGAGGGCAUGUUUGGCAGCAUGAGUGAAGGAGGCUUUGUUGCGAAAUAGGAAACCGAUUCUAGAUUUAACUUUGGAUUGGAGAUUCUUAAUGUGAGUCUGGAAGGAGAGUUUACAGUCUAACCAGACACCUAGAUAUUUGUAGUUGUCCACGUACUCUAGGUCAGACCCGUCUAGAGUAGUGAUUCUAGUCGGGUGGGCGGGUGCAAGCAGCGUUCGGUUGAAGAGCAUGCAUUUAGUUUUACUAGUGUUUAAGAGCAGUUGGAGGCUACUGAAGGAGUGUUGUAUGGAAUUGAAGCUCGUUUGGAGGUUUGUUAACACAGUGUCCAAUGAAGGGCCAGAUGUAUACAAAAUGGUGUCGUCUGCGUAGAGGUGGAUCUGACAGUCACCAGCAGCAAGAGCGACGUCAUUGAUAUACACAGAGAAAAGAGUUGGCCCAAGAAUUGAACCCUGUGGCACCCCCAUAGAGACUGCCAUGGGUCCAGACAACAGGCCCUCCGAUUUGACACAUUGAACUCUAUCUGAGAAGUAGUUGGUGAACCAGGCGAGGCAGUCAUUUGAGAAACCAAGGCUAUUUAGUCUGCCAAUAAGAAUGCGGUGGUUGACAGAGUCGAAAGCCUUGGCCAGGUCAAUGAAAACGGCUGCACAGUACUGUCUAUUAUCGAUCGCGGUUAUAAUAUCAUUUAGGACCUUGAGCGUGGCUGAAGUGCACCCAUGACCAGCUCGGAAACCGGAUUGCAUAGCGGAGAAGGUACGGUGGGAUUCGAAAUGGUUGGUGAUCUGUUUGUUGACUUGGCUUUCAAAAACUUUUGAAAGGCAGGGCAGGAUGGAUAUGGGUCUGUAACAGUUUGGAUCUAGAGUGUCACCCCCUUUGAAGAGGGGGAUGACCGCGGCAGCUUUCCAAUCUCUGGGGAUCUCAGACGUUACGAAAGAGAGGUUGAACAGGCUAGUAAUAGGGGUUGCGACAAUUUCGGCGGCUAGUUUUAGAAAGAAAGGGUCCAGAUUGUCUAGUCCAGAUGAUUUGUAGGGGUCCAGAUUUUGCAGCUCUUUUAGAACAUCAGCUGUCUGGAUUUGUGUGAAGGAGAAGCGGGGGGGGCAUGGGCAAGUUGCAGCGGAGGGUGCAGAGCUGGUGGCCGGGGUAGUGGUAGCCAGGUGGAAAGCAUGGCCAGCCGUAGCAAAAUGCUUGUUGAAAUUCUCGAUUAUUGUAGAUUUAUCGGUGGUGAUAGUGUUUCCUAGCCUCAGUGCAGUGGGCAGCUGGGAGGAAGUGCUCUUAUUUUCCAUGGACUUUACAGUGUCCCAAAACUUUUUGGAGUUAGUGCUACAGGAUGCAAAUUUCUGUUUGAAAAAGUUAGCCUUUGCUUUCCUAACUGCUUGUGUAUAUUGGUUCCUAACUUCCCUGAAAAGUUGCAUAUCACGGGGGCUAUUUGAUGCUAAUGCAGUACGCCACAGGAUGUUUUUGUGCUGGUCAAGGGCAGUCAAGUCUGAGGAGAACCAGGGGCUAUAUCUGUUCUUAGUUCUGUAUUUUUUGAAUGGGGCAUGUCUAUUUAAGAUUGAGAGGAAAUUACUUUUAAAGAACAACCAGGCAUCCUCUACUGACGGAAUGAGAUCUAUAUCCAUCCAGGAUACCUGGGCCAGGUCAAUUAGGAAGGCCUGCUCGCUGAAGUGUUUUUGGGAGCGUUUGACAGUGAUGAGGGGUGGUCGUUUGACCGCGGACCCGUUACGGACGCAGGCAAUAAGGCAGUGAUCGCUGAGAUCCUGGUUGAAGACAGCGGAGGUGUAUUUAGAGGGUAAGUUAGUCAGGAUGAUAUCUAUGAGGGUACCCAUGUUUACGGAUUUAGGGUUGUACCUGGUAGGUUCGUUGAUAAUUUGCGUGAGGUUGAGGGCAUCUAGCUUGGAUUGUAGGAUGGCUGGGGUAUUAAGCAUAUCCCAAUUUAGGUCACCAAGCAGUACGAACUCUGAGGAUAGAUGGGGGGCAAUCAAUUCACAUAUGGUGUCCAGGGCACAGCUGGGGGCUGAGGGGGGUCUGUAGCAAGCGGCAACAGUGAGAGAUUUAUUUCUGGAAAGGUGGAUUUUUAGAAGUAAAAGCUCAAACUGUUUGGGCACAGACCUGGAUAGUAUGAUGGAACUCUGCAGGCUAUCUCUACAGUAGAUUGCAACUCCACCCCCUUUGGCAGUUCUAUCUAGACGGAAAAUGUUAUAGUUGGGGAUGGAAAUUUCAGAAUUUUUGGUGGCCUUCCUAAGCCAGGAUUCAGACACUGCUAGAACAUCAGGGUUGGCGGAGUGUGCUAACGCAGUGAAUAACUCAAACUUAGGAAGGAGGCUUCUGAUAUUUAUGUGCAGAAAACCAAGACUUUUACAAUUUAAAUGGUUUGGGAUUAGUUGGACAGCAGAGUGAAGGAAAAGCAGCAAACAAGUGCUCAGCAUAUGUGGGAACUCCUUUAAGACUGUUGGAAAAGCAUUCCAGGUGAAGCUGGUUGAGAGAAUGCCAAGAGUGUGCAAAGCUGUCAUCAAGGCAAAGGGUGGCUACUUUGACGAAUCUGAAAUCUAAAAAACAGUGGGGAGAACAAGUAUUUGAUACACUGCUGAUUUUGAAGGUUUUCCUACUUACAAAGCAUGUAGAGGUCUGUAAUUGUUAUCAUAGGUACACUUCAAAUGUGAGAGACGGAAUCUAAAACAAAAAUCCAGAAAAUCACAUUGUAUGAUUUUUAAGUAAUUAAUUUGCAUUCUAUUGCAUGACAUAAGUAUUUGAUACAUCAGAAAAGCAGAACUUAAUAUUUGGUACAGAAACCUUUGUUUGCAAUUACAGAGAUCAUACAUUUCCUGUAGGUCUUGACCAGGUUUGCACACACUGCAGCAGGGAUUUUGGCACACUCCUCCAUACAGACCUUCUCCAGAUCCUUCAGGUUUCGGGGCUGUCGCUGGGCAAUACGGACUUUCAGCUCCCUCCAAAGAUUUUCUAUUGGGUUCAGGUCUGGAGACUGGCUAGGCCACUCCAGGACCUUGAGAUGCUUCUUAUGGAGCCACUCCUUAGUUGCCCUGGCUGUGUGUUUGGGGUCGUUGUCAUGCUGGAAGACCCAGCCACGACCCAUCUUCAAUGCUCUUACUGAGGGAAGAUGGUUGUUGGCCAAGAUCUUGCGAUACAUGGCCCAAUCCAUCCUCCCCUCAAUACGGUGCAGUCGUCCUGUCCCCUUUGCAGAAAAGCAUGCCCAAAGAAUAAUGUUUCCACCUCCAUGCUUCACGGUUGGGAUGGUGUUCUUGGGGUUGUACUCAUCCUUCUUCUUCCUCCAAACACGGCGAGUGGAGUUUAGACCAAAAAGCUCUAUUUUUGUCUCAUCAGACCACAUGACCUUCUCCCAUUCCUCCUCUGGAUCAUCCAGAUGGUCAUUGGCAAACUUCAGAUGGGCCUGGACAUGCGCUGGCUUGAGCUGGGGGACCUUUCGUGCGCUGCAGGAUUUUAAUCCAAGACGGCGUAGUGUGUUACUAAUGGUUUUCUUUGAGACUGUGGUCCCAGCCCUCUUCAGGUCAUUGACCAGGUCCUGCCGUGUAGUUAUGGGCUGAUCCCUCACCUUCCUCAUGAUCAUUGAUGCCCCACGAGGUGAGAUCUUGCAUGGAGCCCCAGACCGAGGGUGAUUGACCGUCAUCUUGAACUUCUUCCAUUUUCUAAUAAUUGCGCCAACAGUUGUUGCCUUCUCACCAAGCUGCUUGCCUAUUGUCCUGUAGCCCAUCCCAGCCUUGUGCAGGUCUACAAUUUUAACCCUGAUGUCCUUACACAGCUCUCUGGUCUUGGCCAUUGUGGAGAGGAUGGAGUCUGUUUGAUUGAGUGUGUGGACAGGUGUCUUUUAUACAGGUAACGAGUUCAAACAGGUGCAGUUAAUACAGGUAAUGAGUGGAGAACAGGAGGGCUUCUUAAAGAAAAACUAACAGGUCUGUGAGAGCCGGAAUUCUUACUGGUUGGUAGGUAAUCAAAUACUUAUGUCAUGCAAUAGAAUGCAAAUUAAUUACUUAAAAAUCAGACAAUGUGAUUUUCUGGAUUUUUGUUUUAGAUUCCGUCUCUCACAGUUGAAGUGUACCUAUGAUAAAAAUUACAGACCACUACAUGCUUUGUAAGUAGGAAAACCUGCAAAAUCGGCAGUGUAUCAAAUACUUGUUCUCCCCACUGUAUAUUUGAUUUGUUUAGGUUACUACAUGAUACCAUAUGUGUUAUUUCAUAGUUUUGAUGUCUUCAAUAUUAUUCUACAAUUUAGAAAAUAGUAAAAACAAAGAAAAACCCUUGAAUGAGUAGGUGUGUCCAAACUUUUGACUGGUACUGCGUAUCUAUUGCAUUCUAAUAAUAGCGGAUAGGUAAUUGCGAUAGAGCUGUGACCAUGAUCAUAAUUGAUAUCUAAACAUGGGUAUUAAUUAUUGCAUGAUAAUACAAGGCUACAACAGCAAUGAAUUGAAGUUGUGGGCAGUAAGAGAGGUCAUUGUGAAGUGUUUUAGCUCCCAUCGAAAUGUAUCUUUUUCCUUAUGGAUUGACUGAUGUAUUUUUUACAUUCGGCGCAUUACAUGUUCAUUUUAAAAUAAUGGACAUUUAAUAACUGUGAUGCAGAAAGAGAAGACAAAGUUGUCAAGGUUUUUUAAAACUUUCCGAUAGAAGUAAACGCAGAACGUUGUUUGAGAAUGGUUUUAAUUGUUUUCUGCUGGAACGAAUAGAAGAGUUUCCAUGUUUUAGUCCGCGGGUGUAAGCGACUGGUGCUCGCUGAACUCAAGCGGGCUGUAAGGGACAUAGUGGGUUAGUUUGGUGUAGAGGUAUGACUAAGUUGAAUGCGGAGAUGUUCUUUGACAAUUACUAGUUAUUAUUACUCAAUUCUAUAGUUUGGGUAACACCAGUGAUUUAAGCAAACAGUUAAUAUAUUCUAAACCGAUAAUCUGUUUCUAUUACGUGGAACAGUGUCAAGUAAUUAAAAUGGAUUGCAGUUAGUUUUGACUAUUACGCUGAUGAGACAGCACCAACUUGUUGAAGGUUCUAGAUUUGUUAAUCAAAAGGUUUAUAUUUUUACUAAAUCAAUGCAACAGGUUGCAAUAAUAAUAUUUCCGGAAAGGGGUUCUAGGUUUGUUUAUUUUAGAAGGUGUUUGUUCUGCUUAACGGGACGCUGUAUAAUCUGAUGUGUUUUAACUUUACCCUACGAGAAAUUAGAUUGAAGUUAAUGUUGGGAGUAAGUGUUAGUAGAGUUUUUAAGAAUCAAUUCUGUCAAGCAACAUAUUGGGGUUAGCAAAUCUAAAAUGACCUUUUAAAAUGUUUGUUCAUGAACAUGAAGGGCAUUGUGGUGUGUUAGUUACGGGAAAAUCAUGCUAAAAUAAGAGAGACCAGUCAGAUAUGGGAGUGAAUCGUUAGACUCAUUGGCGAGAUACAUGUUUCCUUGUCUAAGGGUAGCGUGUCUAAAUAAGAGUACAUAAACGUUGGGGUGGAUUAAAACAAACAAUUAAUGAUUGGAUGGAGUACAGUGGACUUAUCAUUAUCAUGUUUUGUUUGUAAUUAAAACUUUUUGGUUGCUAAUUAAGAUGUAGCGUAUUGAAUGUUAACGAAAUGUACACUUUCUCUUCCUGGAGAGGAGGGUAGUCAUUAUCUCUCUCUUUGGAAUGUUCCCAAAUUCUGUGGUCUGGGGAGCGUAGUUAGUUAAAUUUGGCAGUUUUAUAAGUAUGAAGGUAUCCGGAUUCAGCCGUAAAGGGAGCUAACAAAUUAAAUAAGGCCUGGCCAUUUUUGUUUGUUUUUGCCCUAUGGUUUGCAAAUACCCACACACAACACACGUGUUAUGAAUAUUUGUCAGUGUUUUAAUACCAUGUCUGAUUUAUUAGGAGUGGUCUAUUUCAUUUGGGUUUAGUGGGUUUUCACAGGUUAGACAGACUGCACCUUAAAGGGGCACAGACAUGGAAUUUCUGUGUUUUAAUUGAAAACGUGAAUUAUUUUGAUAUGAAAUGUACUGAGAAAACUUACUGUAACACUGGGAUACGAAAUAUAUGAAAUGUUUGACUGUUUUUAAAUAUUUAGUCUAAUAUAGAAAGAAACACUUAUGUGAAGGGUUUGAAUGACCUCUGACCUCUGUCCUGACUUUCUAGUGUGGUUUGAUCGCCCUCACUGGAAAGCCGAGAGACAUUGGGUGAUGAUUUAAAGGUCAUCUGUAAUACUGAUUUGAAGGCCAUUUGUAAUGCUGAAAAUUAUUGACAAGUUUAUUUGUGAUUCCGUCGAUGGGAGAAGGAGAAGGCGUUGCCUUUCAAUAAUGGUAGGCUGUGUGUUAUGUCUAUUUUCCUAUGACCGUAUGGGUACAAUUUUUUCUUUAUGGAUUUGUUAUUUUAAAUUGUUUUAUUUUUAUUUAUCCAGUAGUAGUGUUGUUGUUUUUACAUACUAAUCACAUAAUGAGUAAUAGGUCAAAAGGGGGAAUUACCAGUCCUCUGAAGUUUUUUGGAUUGAAGUUUAACACACCUUGAGUGAUAUACUGUAUACAGUUGAAGUCCGAAGUUUACAUACACUUAGGUUUACAUACACUUUCUUGUUAACAAACUAUAGUUUUGGCAAGUCGGUUAGGACAUCUACUUUGUGCAUGACACAAGGAAUUUUUCCAACAAUUGUUUACUUAUAAUUCACGGAAUACUUAUAAUUCACGGUAUCACAAUUCCGGUGGGUCAGAAGUUUACACACACUAAGUUGACUGUGCCUUUAAACAGCUUGGAAAAUUCCAGAAAAUGAUUUAAUGGCUUUAGAAGCUUAUUAUAGGUUAAUUGACAUCAUUUGAGUCAAUUGGAGGUGUACCUGUGGAUGUAUUUCAAGGCCUACCUUCAAACUCAGUGCUUCUUUCCUUGACAUCAUUGGAAAAUCUAAAAAAAUCUGGUUCAUUUAUAGGAGCAAUAUCCAAACGCCUGAAGGUACCACAUUCAUCUGUACAAACAAUAGAACGCAAGUAUAAACACCAUGGGACCACGCAGCCGUCAAACCGCUCAGGAAGGAGACGCAUUCUGUCUCCUAGAGAUUAACGUACUUUGGUGCGAAAAGUGCAAAUCAAUCCCAGAACAACAGCAAAGGACCGUGUGAAGAUGCUGGAGGAAACAGGUACAAAAGUAUCUAUAGCCACAGUAUAACGAGUCCUAUAUCGACAUAACCUGAAAGGCCGCUCAGCAAAGAAGAAGCCACUGCUCCAAAACCACCAUAAAAAAGCCAGACUACGGUUUAGGACUGCACAUGGGGACAAAGAUCAUACUUUUUGGAGAAAUGUCCUCUGGUCUUAUGAAACAAAAAUAGAACUGUUUGGUAACAAUAACCAUUGUUAUGUUUGGAGGAAAUGGGGGUACUUGCAAGCCGAAGAACACCAUCCCAACCGUGAAGCACGGGGGUGGCAGCAUAAUGCUCUUGCGGUGCUUUGCUGCAGGAGGGACUGGUGCACUUCACAAAAUAGAUGACAUCAUGAGGAAGGAAAAUUAUGUGGAUAUAUUGAAGCAACAUCUCAAGACAUCAGUCAGGAAGUUAAAGCUUGGUCGCAAAUGGGUCUUCCAAAUGGACAAUGACCCCAAGCAUACUUCCAAAGUUGUGACAAAAUGGCUUAAGGACAACAAAGUCAAGGUAUUGGAGUGGCCAUCACAUAGCCCUGACCUCAAUCCUAUAGAAAAUGUGUGGGCAGAACUGCAAAAGCGUGUUUAAGCAAGGAGGCCUACAAACCUGACUCAGUUAUACCAGCUCUGUCAGGAGGAAUGGGCCAAAAUUCACCCAACUUAUUUUGGGAAGCUUGUGGAAGGCUACCCGAAACGUUUGACCCAAGUUAAACAAUUUAAAGUCAAUCAAUACUAAUUGAGUGUAUGUGAACUCUGACCCACUGGGAAUGUGAUGAAAGAAAUAAAAGCUGAAAUAAAUAAUUAUCUCUACUAUUAUUCUGACAUUUCACAUUCUUAAAAUAAAGUGGUGAUAUUAACUGACCUAAAACAGGGAAUUUUUACUAGGAUUAAAUGUCAGGAAUUGUGAAAAACUGAGUUUAAAUGUAUUUGGCUAAGGUGUAUGUAAACUUACGACUUCAACUGUAUGUGUCAUGGCUUUACACCCCCUGCUAUAUUGUGAAUAAAGAGUAACCUGUCUACAGAACACAGAGAGUGUUCUUUAAUGGAAGCCUCUCUAAGAAAAUCCACGUAGAUUCAGGAAUUACCCAGGGCAGCUGUCUAGGCCCCUUACUUUUUUCAAUAUUUACUAACUACACGACACUGGCUUUGAGUAAAGCCAGUGUGUCUAUGCAUGCAGAUGUCUCAGCACUAUACAGGUCAGCUACUACAGCGACUGAAAUGACUGCAACACUUAACAAAGAGCUGCAGUUAGUUUCAGACAGGGUGGCAAGGAAUAAGUUAGUCCUAAAUAUUUCAAAAACUAAAAGCAUUGUAUUUGGGACAAAUCAUUCACUAAAUGCUAAACCUCAACUAAAUCGUGUAAUGAAUAAUGUGGAAAUGUUGCAAGUUGAGGUGACUAAACUGCUUGGAGUAACCCUGGAUUGUAAACUGUCAUGGUCGAAACAUAUUGACACAACCGUAGCUAGGAUGCCGAGAAGUUUGUCCAAAUAAAGCGCUGCUCUGCAUUCUUUACAGUAUUGUCAAGAAGGCAGGUCCUGCCAGGCCCUAGGUUUGUCACACCUGGACUACUGUUCAGUCAUUUGGUCACGUGCCACAAAGAAGGACUUAGGAAAAUUGCAAUUGGCUCAGAAUAGGGCAGCACGGCUGGUCCUUGGAUGUACACAGAGAGCUAACAUUAAUAAUACGCAUGUCAAUCUCUCCGGGCUCAAAGGGGAGGAGAGAUUGACUUCAUCACUACUUGUAUUUGUGAGAGGUAUUGACAUGUUGAAUGCAACGAGCUGUCUGUUUGAACUACUGGCUCACAGCUCGGACACCCAUGCAUACCCCACAAGACAUGCCACCAGAGAUCUCUUCACAGUUCACAAGUCCAGAACAGACUAUGGGAGGCGCACAGUAAUACAUAGAACCAUGACUACAUGGAACUCCAUUCCACAUCAAGUAACUCAUGCAAGCAGUAAAAUUUGAUUUAAAAAACAGAUACAAAUACACCUUGUGGAACAGCAGGGUCUCUGAAGCAACACAAACAUAGGCACAGACACAUGCAUACAAACACACAAUAACAUAUCCACUAUACACACACGUACACAUUGAUUUUGUGUUGUAGAUAUGUGGUAGUAGAGUAGGGGCCUGAGAGCACACACUUAAUAUGUUGUGAAAUGUGUUGUGAAUGUAUUGUUAUGUUUUUAAAAUUGUAUAAAUGCCUUAAUUUUGCUGGUCCCCAGGAAGAGUAGAUACUGCCUUGGCAACAGCUAAUGGGGAUCCAUAAUAAAUACAAACACAAAUACCUAAACCAUUGAAUUCUACAGUGCAAAUAUACCGUGAGUUAUAGGGAAAUAAUACACGCUCUAGAAUGCCCUUCAAGCCUAUCAGAAAGGAGUAUUCAACAAUGCCAUGGGAUAAAUGUAUAUACAGUUUCUGCCUUCACUGGCUUGGGCCUAGUAGUCCCGCUAACCAGUCUCUGUCUGUCUAUAGUAGACCCCUACUCUACCUGUGGAGCCUGUUUCCGCGGCUUCUGCCCUACUCACUGCUACUCCAGUCCCUCUGAUCUGGCCUGUUGCAACUGUUGUUGUCUUUAGCUUAAACAUACUGUAGUUCUGAGGCAUAGAGUGGUAUGGACCUUUAGAAGGUUUUCAUUGUACUGCUCUCCUACUGUGUGUAACCUAUCAAUCUGUGCCAGUCUUGACGCCUUAACACUCUGCCAUAAAUUAGAGAGUAGGAGAAUCUAUCUCUGGCCUUCUAGCAUUUGUUUCAGAGACUUUUACCGCCCAAAACUUUUACGUCCAAAAAGUAAACACUGGAACAAUAUUCCUAACAUCUUAUCUUAUCCAGUGUCCUGUGUGAAUUUAAGUAUGCUCUCUCUAAUUCUCUCGUUCUCUCUUUCUCUCUGAGAACCUGAGCCCUAGGACCAUACGUCAGGACUACCGGGCAUGCUGACACCUUGCUGUCCCCAGUCCGCCUGGCCUUGCUGCUAUUCCAGUUUCAACUGUUCUGCCUGCGGUUACGAAACCCCUACCUGUCCCAGACCUGCUGUUUUCAACUCUUAAUGAUCGGCUAUGAAAAGCCAACUGAGAGACCUGAGCCCUAGGACCAUAUGUCGGGACUACCGGCCGUGGUGACUCCUUGCUGUCCCCAGUCCGCCUGGCCUUGCUGCUAUUCCAGUUUCAACUGUUCUGCCUGCGGUUAUGGAACCCCUACCUGUCCCAGACCUGCUGUUUUCAACUCUUAAUGAUCGGCUAUGAAAAGCCAACUGAGAUUUAUUCCUGAUUAUUAUUUGACCAUGCUUGUCACUUAUGAACAUUUUUGAACAUCUUGGCAUGGUUCUGUUAUAAUCUCCACCCGGCACAGCCAGAAGAGGACUGGCCACCCCUCAUAGCCUGGUUCCUCUCUAGGUUUCUUCCUAGGUUUUGGCCUUUCUAGGGAGUUUUUCCUAGCCACCGUGCUUCUACACCUGCAUUACUAGCUGUUUGGGGUUUUAGGCUGGGUUUCUGUACAGCACUUCGAGAUAUUAGCUGAUGUAUGAAGGGCUAUAUAAAGUAAAAUUGAUUGAUUGACAUCCAAAUGUUUGGAAUGGUCACUGGGAAUCUAAUCAUGUCAUAUUGUUUAUUAUUAUAUAAAAAAGUAUUUAGUCAGCCACCAAUUGUGCAGGUUCUCCCACUUAAAAAGAUGAGAGAGGCCUGUAAUUUUCAUCGUAGGUACACGUCAACUAUGACAGACAAAUUGAGAAUUUGUUUCCCAGAAAAUCACAUUGUAGGAUUUUUAAUGAAUUUAUUUGCAGAUUAUGGUGGAAAAUAAGUAUUUGGUCACCUACAAACAAGCAAGAUUUCUGGCUCUCACAGACCUGUAACUUCUUCUUUAAGAGGCUCCUCUGUCCUCCACUCGUUACCUGUAUUAAUGGCACCUAUUUGAACUUGUUAUCAGUAUAAAAGACACCUGUCCACAACCUCAAACAGUCACACUCCAAACUCCACUAUGGCCAAGACCAAAGAGCUGUCAAAGGACACCAGAAACAAAAUUGUUGACCUGCACCAGGCUGGGGAAGACUGAAUCUGCAAUAGGUAUGCAGCUUGGUUUGAAGAAAUCAACUGUGGGAGCAAUUAUUAGGAAAUGGAAGACAUACAAGACCACUGAUAAUCUCCCUCGAUCUGGGGCUCCACGCAAGAUCUCACCCUGUGGGGUCAAAAUGAUCACAAGAACGGUGAGCAAAAAUCCCAGAACCACACGGGGGGACCUAGUGAAUGACCUGCAGAGAGCUGUGACCAAAGUAACAAAGCCUACCAUCAGUAACACACUACGCCGCCAGGGACUCAAAUCCUGCAGUGCCAGACGUGUCCCCCUGCUUAAGCCAGUACAUGUCCAGGUCCAUCUGAAGUUUGCUAGAGUGCAUUUGGAUGAUCCAGAAGAGGAUUGGGAGAAUGUCAUAUGGUCAGAUGAAACCAAAAUAUAACUUUUUGGUAAAAACUCAACUCGUCGUGUUUGGAGGACAAAGAAUGCUGAGUUGCAUCCAAAGAACACCAUACCUACUGUGAAGCAUGGGGGUGGAAACAUCAUGCUUUGGGGCUGUUUUUCUGCAAAGGGACCAGGACGACUGAUCUGUGUAAAGGAAAGAAUGAAUGGGGCCAUGUAUCGUGAGAUUUUGAGUGAAAAACUCCUUCCAUCAGCAAGGGCAUUGAAGAUGAAACGUGGCUGGGUCUUUCAGCAUGACAAUGAUCCCAAACACACCGCCCGGGCAACGAAGGAGUGGCUUCGUAAGAAGCAUUUCAAGGUCCUGGAGUGGCCUAGCCAGUCUCCAGAUCUCAACCCCAUAGAAAAAUCUUUGGGAGUUGAAAGUCCGUGUUGCCCAGCGACAGCCCCAAAACAUCACUGCUCUAGAGGAGAUCUGCAUGGAGGAAUGGGCCAAAAUACCAGCAACAGUGUGUGAAAACCUUGUGAAGACUUACAGAAAACGUUUGGCCUGUGUCAUUGCUAACAAAGGGUACAUAACAAAGUAUUUAGAAACUUUUGUUAUUGACCAAAUACUUAUUUUCCACCAUAAUUUGCAAAUAAAUUCAUAAAAAAAUCCUACAAUGUGAUUUUCUGGAUUCUUUUCUCUCAUUUUGUCUGUCAUAGUUGACGUGUACCUAUGAUGAAAAUUACAGGCCUCUUGCACAAUUGGUGGCUGACUAAAUACUUUUUUCCCCCACUGUAUAUGUCAGGUCUUCAUCCUUUACAUUGUGCAACUAAGAUGAUGAGAAUAUGUCUGUGAAGAUAUGAAUGUGAUUUUAGUUUUCUAACUACACUCACGGUGAUCCUAAUACUUUUGCCCAGUCAGUAGCCACGCCCGAGGGGGCUCAGAAAGAGUGUCGGCAUGAUGGAACGGCCCCUUUUUCCAGAGGGUAUAAAGGAUGAGUUGAGAAUUAACUUAUGAGACCAGAUGGACUCAAGCUGCAGCUUUUGUCUCCAUUGGUUACGACCCUGACAAUCAAUGUCUCUAAUGAUCAAUUUUACGGCUGAGUAGCUGUUCUAAGUACUGUAUCUAAGAAGGUAGAUUUAAUUGGGACCAUCCUGUUACUCUCUUCAAACCAUCGUCUACUACACUGCUCUCAUCACCCCACUGGGGAUCAUCGACACGGCGGAUUAGCUGUCUUCAGAGGACCACUCUUCUAGAACGAGUGAAAGGAAACACCACCCUGUUGGGAUUUGGCCCAGACUACAUGACCAGUCAUAUAAGCCACGGACAACUAAGACAAAGGACAUUGUGACCUCUGGUGGACAACCAGAAACAUACACUCCAAGUCGAGAGAAGACCCAACGAAACCCUUCCCAAGAAGGAUUGGGUCCAACAGAGAAAUAACUAUGAAGGAAGACAAUUCAGACACGUAAAAUCAUUAAUUGUUACUUCUCCCAAUGGGCGGUGGUUAGGGUGCUAAGUAUUCUGAUUACUGUGAGCGUUGUUUACAAAUGUAUAAGAUUUGCAUCUCUCUCCCUCUCUCUCUCUCUUUUCCUCUCUCUCUAUUCCUCCAUCUUUCGGUGAACAAGCAGUCAUGCGUAGUUAGUCCAUUAGGGACCUGUUUCCAUGAAAUGGGUUUCCAUGGCGAGUAACCACACACCAGCCUAAUAUCACCAUGCGCAAUGCUAAGUGUCGGCUGGAGUGGUGUAAAGCUUGCCGACAUUUGACUCUGGAGCAGUGGAAACGCGUUCUCUGGUAUGAUGAAUCACGCUUUACCACCUGGCAGUCCAACGGACAAAUCUGGGUUUGGCUAACAUCAAGAGUGUGGCUAGUAGUUGCUUUAUCUUGGCCAGGUCGCAGUUGUAAAUGAGAACUUGUUCUCAACUGGCUUACCUGCUUAAAUAAAGGUGAAAUAAAAUAAAUACAAAAGUAGUGAUCCACUGGGAACAGAACCUCCACUAACAGCUGCCUUGUGAUCCACUCCUUAACCGUAUUCCUGAUGAACCCUCAGUGUUUUGGUUUAGCCUAGCAUUAGUGCAGCAUAGCAUUUUUUGUCAUCAGUAAGGACUGUACAUAGUAAGUAGUUAAAAUGCAGGCCUUUAAGUAAGGGACAAACGCAGACUUCGGUACAUUACCUUGGAAAUAAUGGGCGAUGCAGCAGGACAAGGCUGAGCCGAGUAGCUUUGCGGAGUUCGUUUUUCCAAGGUAAUGUACAGAAUGGAGGCGUUUAUCCCGCUUAUACCACAGUUGCCAAAGAAAACAAUAUGAAAGCACACAUUUACCGGUAUAAAUAAUUGUUUUCGUUCAUACUUUCAUUUUUAUAAGCAAAUUCAUACUUUCGCAUGUUUUGGUUGCUAGAGACUCAACUCAGUUGUUCAUUCGAUUAGUUCAAUAUUUAUGGACGCGACCCAGUCGUUCGUUCUUUAUAUUCCGUUGCCAUGCUCACUGGCAACGUUCUUAUCCCUUGCUUGCUAGCUAGCCAACUAGCUUCGACUAACACUGUCACAACCUUUGCAGACAGAAUAACUGCCAAGCAGCUGUUUUCUAUUGAAAUUAAUUUGGAUACAUUUGCUUUCUCGUCAAAACACUCGUCAACACUGACUAAUUACGAGGAGAUCACAUUGCACACCAAACACUAGGCUAGAAGCGAGCUAAAUAGUUUGUUGCUAGCAAGUCUGCCAAUAUGACAACCAAAUAAAAAAAUAUCAGUUGCUGAAAACAGCUGGACAAACUGGAGACGUGGGAGAAUUUGACAGCUUUAGCGGCGGAGGGGACCGGAGGAAUUCAUGUUCAUCACUCAGGUCCUCAGAUGCUCCAAAGAAAGAUGUCUCGGCAAAAACAAAUCAAUGCUAGCUAGCUAGCUAGCUAAUAGUUUUCCUCGGUGGACCUGCGUUUACAAUGUAUCCAAUUUCAGUUUGUGUAGUUGUUGGUUUAGCUUUCUGUAACUUUAUAGCAAGUACGGUCUGCACGUGUAUGCACAUAUUGCCUCAUGAUUGCAAGGUGCCACAAUAUAUUUUGUAACUGUCCCGUUAUCUGAUUUUAAUGUCCAUUCUAGAAUGCCCUUCUAGACAAUCAGAAACUAGUAUUCAACAAUGAUGUGGUAUAAUGUAGAAAUAGUUUGCAUUGUUCUGUCAUGCCUUGUUCAAUGUUGACAAAAGGCCUUGCUUUGGUUAGUGCACUGUAGUCCUUGUAUUUCAGCCUUGGCACUAGGAACACACAGGGAAAAGCUGUUGCCUGGUCUUUGUGGCUCUGCUCUGUCUGCCUGACUGAUGUUAUGGGAGGGGCCCCUAUAGACCACAUGGGGGUUUGAUGGUAGAUUGAUUCCCUCCAGAACAACUUCCUCCCAACCUCAUCCCCAAAAAUAUGUUAACACUUAUCAAGCUGAAACAUCCUUAAAGAUUAACCUAGUCUGCACACCUGCCUUUUUUAUCAACAAGGAGAGACAGGUGUGGCUGUGGCUGUGUGUACAUUAGUUCGGACAUUUCUUUGGUUUAUUUUUGUAAUUAAUAAUUUAAACACUUCUUAGGUAUUAUUUCUAUGUGUGUUGACAAAUGUUUUGCUAAUUAAUCAAAUAAUAUACACAGCAUCUUGACACUCUUAGAAAUGCUUAUAUGUGUUGUAUUGGACAUAGAAAUCCUAUUCAUAUUUUAAAUAAAAAUCCACUGGGAGUGACAGGUGUGGCAACUGGUGAGUGAGUUUUACCAUUAGGCAGGUUUCAUUGACCCAGGUUUAUUCGACAAAAGCAAUGUUGCAACAAAAAAACAUUGUGACGUGCAAUGGAAACGGCAGCUGUAGGAGAAAUGUUCUAAAGAUCAACAACAUUUUUAUCCAUUUGACAGCGGUGGAUUUUUAUUUUGUCUAACUUUCUUUAUUGCGACAAAUGAUGAUGAAAAAUGUGUUUUUCUAAUAAAUGAUGAUUGCCAAAUAAUUUUUAAGGUAUGCGGGGCACCUGAUGUCAUCAGUCUCAUCACGUAACUACAAACUAUACAUUUAAUUUUAAAUGCCUACCACUUGCUAAAUCUAUUUUUCAACUAUAGAAAGUAUGUUUCUUUGCAGGACAAGGAUUGUCUUGACUUUCAAGAAUGCCUGAAUUGCUUCGCCUUCCUUUUCUGGUUGGCUGGAUACAAAUACAGUGUUACUAAAUUAUUGCGUUCUAUCCAUGCUGGCUUUUGUGGGCUAUCAGAUAUGAAACAGGAAGGUGGGAGGGCAUACAGGCUGUCACCAAUUUAUUAAUGCGCAAUGUGCCUAAAUGGAUAAUGGAAACACUUCAAACUAUUAAUUUGUAUUCGACACUCUAGGUUUUUGAGAAAGAGUUUGUGUCACUGAUCUAUGCAAAAUACCCCAUAAAGUUUAUUUCAUUUUGACAAAUUAAUAACAAAUGAACAGCUGAAAUGUCUUCAGUUGAUAAGUAUUCAACCCCUUUCUUAUGGCAAGCCUAAAUAAGUUCACGAGUAAAAAUUUGCUUAACAAGUCACAUAAUAAGUUGCAUGGACUCACUAGUGUUUAACAUGAUUUUUUGAAUGACUAUCCCAUCUCUGUACGCCACACAGACAAUUAUCUGUAAGGUCCCUCAGUUGAACAGUGAAUUUAAAGCACAGAUUCAACCACAAAGAUCAGGGUUUUUUGGGCACCAAUUGUUAGAUGGGUAACAAAAAGCAGACAAUGAAUAUCCGUUUGAGCAUGGUGAAGUUACUAAUUACACUAACUACACUGGAGUUGCUUACCAAGAUGACAUUCAAUGUUCCUGAGUGGCCUAGUUACAGUUUUGACUUAAAUCGUCUUGAAUAUCAAUGGCAAGACUUGAAAAUGGCUGGCAAUGAUCAACAACUAACUUGACAGAGCUGGAAGAGUUUUUGUAAGUAUAAUGGGCAGAUUUUGUCCAAUCCAAGUGUGGAGAGCUUUUAGAGACUUACCCAGAAACACUCACAGCUGGAAUCACUGCCAAAGAUGUUUGUUUCUAACAUGUAUUGACUCAGGGGGAUGAAUACUUAUCUAAUCAAGAUAUAUUAGUAUUUCAUUUUUCAGUAACUUGUAAUAAAUGUUAGAAUUUUUAUAUCACUUUGACAUUACAGAAAAUUUGGUGGAGAUCUUUGACCAAAAAUUACAAUUAAUCCCACUUUGUAACACAACAAAAUGUGGAAAAAGUCAAGGGGUGUGAAUACUUUCUGAAGGCACUGUAUCUGUAAGGUCAAGCGUUGAAUUUCAAACACAGAUUGAACCACAAAGACCAGGGACGUUUUCCAAUGCCUCGCAAAGAAAGGCACCUACUGGUAGAUGGUGAAAAAAAGAGAGAAAAGCAGACAUUGAAUAUCCCUUUGAGCAUGGUGUAGUUAUUAAUUACACUUUACACUCAGUCACUACAAAGAUACAGGCGUCCUUCCUAACUCAGUUACUGGAGAGGAAGGAAACCGCUCAGGGAUUUCACCAUGAGGCCAAUGGUGACUUUAAAACUGUUGCAGAGUUUCAUGGCUAUGAUAGGAGAAAAGUGAGGAAGGAUCAAUAACGUUGUAGUUACUCCUCCAUACUAACCUAAAUGACAGAGUGAAAAGAAGGAAGCCUGUACGUAAUACAAAUAUUCCAAAACAUGCAUCCUUUUUGCAACAAGGCACUGAAGUAAAAAUGCAAAGAAAUGUGGCAAAUAAAUUAAAUUUAUGUCCUGAAUACACAGCGUUAUGUUUGGGGCACAUCCAACACAACACAUCACAGAGUACCACCAGGAAAACCUGGUUCAGUCUACUUUCCAACAAACACUGGGAGACAAAUUCACCUUUCAGCAAGAAUAACCUAAAACUCAAGGCCAAACAUACAAUAGAGUUGCUUACCACGACGUCAUUGAAUGUUCCUGAGUGGCCAAGUUACAGUUUUGACUUACACUGAGUGUAGAACAAUUAGGAACACCUGCUCUUUCCAUGACAUAGACUGACCAGUUGAAUCCAGGUGAAAGCUAUAUGAUCCCUUAUUGAUGUCACUUGUUAAAUCUAUUUCAAUCAGUGUAGAUGAAGGGGAAGAGACAGGUUAAAGAAGGAUUUUUAAGCCUUGUGACAAUUGAGACAUGGAUUAUGUAUUUGUGCCAUUCAGAGGGUGAAUGGGCAAGACAAAAUAUUUAAGUGCCUUUGAACAGGGUAUUUUAGUAGGUGCCAGGCGCACCAGUUUGAGUGUGUUAAGAACUGCAACGCUGCUGGGUUUUUCACACUCAACAGUUUCCCAAGUGUAUCAAGAAUGGUCCACCACCCAAAGGACAUCCAGCCAACUUGACCCAACUGUGGGUAGCAAUGGAGUCAACAUGGGCCAGCAUCCCUGUGGAACGCUUUCGAGUCCAUGCCCCAACGAAUUGAGGCUGUUCUGAGGGCAAAAGUGGGUGCAACUCAAUAUUAGGAAGGUGUUUGUACACUCAGUGUAUGUGAAGGCUGUCUGUCUGUUGCAAUGGAUAUUGCCGUAGAACAAGUAAGACACAGUCUACACAUUGCAUUGGGGCAAAACUAUCAGCGUUUUGUGUGAUGAUGUGUUGCUGAAAAAGAACUCUGCCUCCCAAUAGCCAAGGUUUGCACAUUAAAUCACAAUUCACUGCCUGACUGUCCUGCUGGUUGAUAUGCUCUAUAGGCUACGUACAGUGCAUUCGGAAAGUAUUCAGACCCCUUCCUUUUUUCCACAUUUUGUUACAUUACAGCCUUAUUCUAAAAUGGAUUCAAUAAAACAUGUUCUUCAUCAAUUCACACCCUAUUUCCCAUAAUGUCAAAGCUAAAACAGGUUUUAGAAAUUUUGCAAAUGUAUUUCAAAUAAAAAACUGAAAUACCUUAUUUACAUAAGUAUUCAGAUCUUUUGCUAUGAGACUCCAAAUUGAGCUCAGGUGCAUCCUGUUUCUAAUGAUCAUCCUUGAGAUGUUUCUAUAACUUGAUUGACCAAGAACCCGAUGGUCACUCUAACAGAGCUCCAGAGUUACUCUGUGGAGAUGGGAGAACCUUCCAGAAGGACAACCAUCUCUGCACAACACCACCAGUCAGGCCUUUACAGCCCGCUUGAAGAUUGCCAAAUGGCACCUAAAGGAUUCUUAGACCAUGAAGAACAAGAUUCUCUGGUCUGAUGAAACCAAGAUUUAAAUCUUUGGCCUGAAUGCCAAGCGUCAUGUCUGUAGGAAACCUGGCACCAGCCUUAUGGUGAAGCAUGGUGGUGGCAGCAUCAUGCUGUAGGGAUGUUUUUCAGUGGCAGGGAAUGGGAGACUAUUCAGGAUCGAGGGAAAGAUGAACGGAGUAAAGUACAGAGAGAUCCUUGAUGAAAACCUGCUCCAGAGCGCUCAGGACCUCAGACUGGGGCGAAUGUUUGCCUUCCAACAGGACAAUGGCCCUAAGCACACAGCCAAGAAAUGCAGGAGUGGCUUCGGGACAAGUCUCUGAAUGUUCUUGAGUGGCCCAGCCAGAAUCCGGACUUGAACCCGAUCUAACAUCUCUGGAGAGACCUGAAAAUAGCUGUGCAGCGACGCUCCCCAUCCAACCUGACAGAGCUUGAGAGGAUAAGCAGAGAAGAAUGGGAGAAACCCCAAAUACUGGUGUGCCAAGCUUGUAGCGUCAUACCCAAGAAGACUUGAGGCUGUAAUCGCUGCCAAAGAUGCUUCAACAUUGUACUGAGUAAAGGGUCUCAAUACUUAUGUAAAUGUAAUAUUUCUGUUUUUUUUCAGUAAAUUUGCUAAAAUUUAUAAAAAACUGUUUUUGCUUUGUCAUUAUGGGGUAUUGUGUGUAUAUUGAUGAGGGAAAAAACCAAUUUAAUCAAUUUUAGAAUAAGGCUGUAACGUAACAAAAGGUGGAAAAAGUCAAGGGGUAUGAAUACUUUCCGAAUGCACUUUAUCAGCUGGAAGGAGAAGCUUAAGUAUUGUUGUCCAUUCGUUUACUCAAAUUUGGGAGGGGUGGUAGGGAUAGGGGAAAAAUAAUAAAGAAGGAAAAUAUGCUAACAAAAAAAUAAUAUAAAUAUAUACAAUAUAUAUAUACAGUGGGGAAAAAAAGUAUUUAGUCAGCCACCAAUUGUGCAAGUUCUCCCACUUAAAAAGAUGAGAGAGGCCUGUAAUUUUCAUCAUAGGUACACGUCAACUAUGACAGACAAAAUGAGAUUUUUUUUCUCCAGAAAAUCACAUUGUAGGAUUUUUAAUGAAUUUAUUUGCAAAUUAUGGUGGAAAAUAAGUAUUUGGUCAAUAACAAAAGUUUCUCAAUACUUUGUUAUAUACCCUUUAUUGGCAAUGACACAGGUCAAACGUUUUCUGUAAGUCUUCACAAGGUUUUCACACACUGUUGCUGGUAUUUUGGCCCAUUCCUCCAUGCAGAUCUCCUCUAGAGCAGUGAUGUUUUGGGGCUGUCGCUGGGCAACACGGACUUUCAACUCCCUCCAAAGAUGUUCUAUAGGGUUGAGAUCUGGAGACUGGCUAGUCCACUCCAGGACCUUGAAAUGCUUCUUACGAAGCCACUCCUUCGUUGCCCGGGCAGUGUGUUUGGGAUCAUUGUCAUGCUGAAAGACCCAGCCACGUUUCAUCUUCAAUGCCCUUGCUGAUGGAAGGAGGUUUUCAGUCAAAAUCUCAUGAUAUAUGGCCCCAUUCAUUCUUUCCUUUACACGGAUCAGUUGUCCUGGUCCCUUUGCAAAAAAACAGCCCCAAAGCAUGAUGUUUCCACCCCCAUGCUUCACAGUAGGUAUGGUGUUUUUUGGAUGCAACUCAGCAUUCUUUGUCCUCCAAACACGACAAGUUGAGUUUUUACCAACAUUUUCUAUUUUUGUUUCAUAUGACCAUAUGAGAUUCUCCCAAUCCUCUUCUGGAUCAUCCAAAUGCACUCUAGCAAACUUCAGACGGGCCUGGACAUGUACUGGCUUAAGCAGGGGGACACGUCUUGCACUGCAGGAUUUGAGUCCCUGGUGGCGUAGUGUGUUACUGAUGGUAGGCUUUGUUACUUUGGUCCCAGCUCUCUAGGUCAUUCACUAGGUCCCCCCGUGUGGUUCUGGGAUUUUUGCUCACCGUUCUUGUGAUCAUUUUGACCCCACGGUGUGAGAUCUUGCGUGGAGCCCCAGAUCGAGGGAGAUUAUCAAUGGUCUUGUAUGUCUUCCAUUUCCUAAUAAUUGCUCCCACAGUUGAUUUCUUCAAACCAAGCUGCUUACCUAUUGCAGAUUUAGUCUUCCCAGCCUUGUACAGGUCUACAAUUUUGUUUCUGGUGUCCUUUGACAGCUCUUUGGUCUUGGCCAUAGUGGAGUUUGGAGUGUGACUGUUUGAGGUUGUGGACAGGUGUCUUUUAUACUGAUAACAAGUUCAAACAGGUGUCAUUAAUACAGGUAACGAGUGGAGCCUCUUAAAGAAGACGUUACAGGUCUGUGAGAGCCAGAAAUCUUGCUUGUUUGUAGGUGACCAAAUACUUAUUUUCCACCAUCAUUUGCAAAUAAAUUCAUAAAAAAUCCUACAAUGUGAUUUUCUGGAUUUUUUUUCCUCAAUUUGUCUGUCAUAGUUGACGUGUACCUAUGAUGAAAAUUACAGGCCUCUCUCAUCUUUUUAAGUGGGAGAACUUGCACAAUUGGUGGCUGACUAAAUACUUUUUUCCCCCACUGUAUAUAUACAGUGGGGAGAACAAGUAUUUGAUACACUUCCGAUUUUGCAGGCUUUCCUACUUACAAAGCAUGUAGAGGUCUGUAAUUUUCAUCAUAGUUACACUUCAACUGUGAGAGACGGAAUCUAAAACAAAAAUCCAGAAAAUCACAUUGUAUGAUUUUUAAGUAAUUAAUUUGCAUUUUAUUGCAUGACAUAAGUGUUUGAUACAUCAGAAAAGCAGAACUUAAUAUUUGGUACAGAAACCUUUGUUUGCAAUUACAGAGAUCAUACGUUUCCUGUAGGUCUUGACCAGGUUUGCACACACUGCAGCAGGGAUUUUGGCCCACUCCUCCAUACAGACCUUCUCCAGAUCCUUCAGGUUCAUCCUUCGCUGGACAAUACGGACUUUCAGCUCCCUCCAAAGAUUUUCUAUUGGGUUCAGGUCUGGAGACUGGCUAGGCCACUCCAGGACCUUGAGAUCCUUCUUACGGAGCCACUCCUUAGUUGCCCUGGCUGUGGGUUUCGGGUCGUUGUCAUGCUGGAAGACCCAGCCACGACCCAUCUUCAAUGCUCUUACUGAGGGAAGGAGGCUGUUGGCCAAGUUCUCGCGAUACAUGGCCUCAUCCAUCCUCCCCUCAAUACGGUUCAGUCGUCCUGUCCCCUUUGCAGAAAAGCAUCCCCAAAAAAUGAUGUUUCCACCUUCAUGCUUCACGGUUGGGAUGGUGUUCUUGCGGUUGUACUCAUCCUUCUUCUUCCUCCAAACACGGCAAGAGGAGUUUAAACCAAAAAGCUCUAUUUUUGUCUCAUCAGACCACAUGACCUUCUCCCAUUCCUCCUCUGGAUCAUCCAGAUGGUCAUUGGCAAACUUCAGACGGGACAUGCGCUAGCUUGAGCAGGGGGACCUUGCGUGCGCUGCAGGAUUUUAAUCCAUGACGGCGUAGUGUGUCACUAAUGGUUUUCUUUGAGACUGUGGUCCCAGCUCUCUUCAGGUCAUUGACCAGGUCCUGCAGUGUAGUUCUGGGCUGAUACCUCACCUUCCUCAUGAUCAUUGAUGCCCCACGAGGUGAGAUCUUGCAUGGAGCCCCAGACCGAGGGUGAUUGACCGUCAUCUUGAACUUCUUCAAUUUUCUAAUAAUUGCGCCAACAGUUGUUGCCUUCUCACCAAGCUGCUUGCCUAUUGUCCUGUAGCCCAUCCCAGCCUUGUGCAGGUCUACAAUUUUAUCCCUGAUGUCCUUACACAGCUCUCUGGUCUUGGCCAUUGUGGAGAGGUUGGAGUCUGUUUGAUUGAGUGUGUGGACAGGUGUCUUUUAUACAGGUAACGAGUUCAAACAGGUGCAGUUAAUACAGGUAAUGAGUGGAGAACAGGAGGGCUUCUUAAAGAAAAACUAACAGGUCUGUGAGAGCCGGAAUUCUUACUGGUUGGUAGGUGAUCAAAUACUUAUGUCAUGCAAUAAAAUGCAAAUGAAUUGCUUAAAAAUCAUACAAUGUGAUUUUCUGGAUUUUUGUUUUAGAUUCCGUCUCUCACAGUUGAAGUGUACCUAUGAUAAAAAUUACAGACCUCUACAUGCUUUGUAAGUAGUGAAACCUGCAAAAUCGACAGUGUAUCAAAUACUUGUUCUCCCCACUGUAUAUAUAUAUUUAUUUACAAAAAUAUAUGGGGGAUUGGAAAUUAUGCAGAAAAUUACAUUGAUAGAAGCCACAAUCUAUCUGCAAUAUUAAAGCUGAUCUACCCCAUAAAAAAGCAAAGUCAAGCAGGAACCGACAAGACGCGCACCCUCCUUUGCGCCGCCAUCUUCAUUGUAGAAAGUAGAAAGUUGUUGAAACGAAAACAAAGAUUCACUAGAAGUUGACGGAACUUCCAUUGAGCUGGGAGAGCAGCAGGCAGUUGACUGGCGGACCAUGGUCAAUUAAACCACCAUUUCUUUCAAAUAAAAAGCCUGCCGAGAUAAAAUGCUGAUUAAAAGCAUCACUUAUCUAAUUAUUCUCAGUAAUGAUGGAGAGCAAUUUCCAUGCUUCAGUGCAUUAACUGUUUUCCAAAAUGUAUACGGAUCACCAGAAGAGUCUGAGCUAGACCUUAGAAAGUAUAUAGAUUUAGCUUUGUUGAUUGAGGAAGUGCAUCUAUUUGUCAAUUGUCUGAAAAGCUGCCAAUCAGCUACAGAGUCAGUUUUUCUUGAAAGUUCUAUAGAGAACCAAGGAUGUGUGUUUGCCUGCCAGAGAGAGACAAAUAGUGCAUACAUUAUGUAUUUUUUUCAUACUGGCCCCCCGUGGGAAUCGACCCCACAACCCUGGCGUUGCAAACGCCAUGCUCUACCAACUGAGCUACAUCCCUGCCUGCCAUUCCCUACCCUGGACGACGCUGGGCCAAUUGCGCGCCGCGGCCGGCUACGACAGAGCAUGAAUUCAAAACCAGGAUCUCUAGUGGCACAGAUAGCACUGCAAUGUAGUGCCUUAGACCACUGCGCCACUCGGAAGUCCCAAUUCAGGGUCAGGUAUCAAUCUGAUCUGAAAUCCCACAGCUGUGACCUUGGACUGAUUCAUGUAAAUGCCAGAAAUUUGAUUUAGAAAAUGGAUCAUACUGUAAUUCUGGUUUCUCAAACUAAAGCAGACAUUUUGAUAUUUACUGAGACUUGGUUAAAAAAGUAUGUGCCAGACUCUCAUGUGUUUCUGAAUGGAUAUACUGUUUAUAGAUCUGACAGAGCUGGCUGUCACGAUCGUCGACUUAAGACACGGACCAAGGCGCAGCAUGAUAAGCGUACAUUUUAUUUCGUACACAACACAAACAAAACAACAAACCAAACGAUACGUGAAGUCCUAGGUUAAUACGAAACAAACCUUACGGAACAAGAUCCCACACAGACUGGUGCCAAACGGCUGCCUAAGUAUGGUCCCCAAUCAGAGAGAACGAACUACAGCUGCCUCUGAUUGGGAACAACCCUGGCCAACAUAGAUCUACAUGACCUAGAAACUCAAACAUAGAAAACUAAACAUAGAAACUAAACACCCUGGCUCAACAUUUAAGAGUCCCCAGAGCCAGGGCGUGACAGUACCCCCCCCCCCAAAUGCGCAGACUGCGACCGCACCACACAAACACAAGAGGGUAGGGGCCGGGUGGGCAUUCCGCCUUGGAGGCGGAUCCGGCUCCGGGCGUGACCGCCACUCUCUCUCCACCCCCCCGUUGCGCCCUUGGUCUGGUCUGGCCCCGCUGGCCGGAGCUGGACUGGACACCGGUGGAACGGAUUGCUCUUGCUCCGGAGUGGAGAAGCUGACCGGUGCCGGACCAGGCACCGGUGGAACAGGCACGGGCCGUGCCGGACUGACGACGCGCACCACUGGCUUGGUGCGGGGAGCAGAAACGGGCCGGACCGGGCUGACGACGCGCACCACUGGCUUGGUGCGAGGGGCAGGAACAGGCCGGACCGGGCUGGCGACGCGCACCACUGGCUUGGUGCGGGGAGCAGGAACAGGCUGGACCGGGCUGGCGACGCGCACCACAGGCUUGGUGUGGGGAGCAGGAACAGGCCGGACCGGGCUGGCGACGCGCACCACAGGCUUGGUGCGGGGGGCAGGAACAGGCCGGACCGGGCUGGCGACGCGCACCACAGGCUUGGUGCGGUGAGCAGGAACAGGCCGGACCGGGCUGGCGACGCGCACCACAGGCUUGGUGCGGGGAGUAGGAACAGGCCGGACCGAGCUGGCGACGCGCACCACAGGCUUGGUGCGAGGGACAGGAACAGGCCGGACCGGCUUGGCGCCGCGCACCACUGGCUUGGUGCGAGGGACAGGAACAGGCCGGGCUGGACUGGGAACACGCACCACUGGCUUGGUGCGGGGAGCCGGAACGGGCCGGGCCGGACUGUGGAGGCGGACUGGAGGUCUGGAGCGGAGAGCUGACACAACCCGUCCUGGCUGAAUGCCUAUUUCCACACAAUAUGUAUGAGGCAUCAGCACAGGACGUACAGGGCUGUGCACUCAUACUGGCGCUACAGCACGUGGCACUGGCGCAGGAUAUACGGGACCGAGGAGGGGUACUGGAGGCCACGAGCGUUGAGCCGGCACACCCCGUCCUGGCUGCAUGCCCACCUUAGCACGACACGUGCGUGGUGCUAGCACAGGACGUGCAGGACUGUGCCGGAACACUCGUGGCACAGUACGUGGCUCCACAUAACACGGAGCCUGCCCAGUCUCACGCUUCCUAGCCUGAGUAUGGGGAGUUGCUCUGCUCUAACUCUAGGCUCCGCCAACCACCCUUUAGCCCCCCCAAAAAAAUUAUUGGGGCUGUCUCUCGGGCUUCAUCAUCGGCCGGUACCCUCUGCGUUGCCGCUGCUCCUCUCUGUAGCGCGCCUCCAAAGUCUCCUCCCAAGGACGGCGAUCCAUUCCGGCCUGAAUCUCUUCCCAAGUCCAGGAUCCCUUCCCGUCCAGGAUCUCCUCCCAAGUCCAGGCUGUCUGUUCCUGGACACGCUGCUUGGUCCUCUUUAGGUGGGAUCUUCUGUCACGCUCGUUCAUUAACGAGAAGGACCAAGGCGCAGCGUGAUAAGCAUACAUUUUAUUUCGUACACAACACGAACAAAACAACAAACCAAACGAUACGUGAAGUCCUAGGUUAAUACAAAACAAACCUUACGGAACAAGAUCCCACACAGACUGGUGCCAAAUGGCUGCCUAAGUAUGGUCCCCAAUCAGAGACAACAAACUACAGCUGCCUCUGAUUGGGAACCACCCUGGCCAACAUAGAUCUACAUGAUCUAGAAACUCAAACAUAGAAAACUAAACAUAGAAACUAAACACCCUGGCUCAAUAUUUAAGAGUCCCCAGAGCCAGGGCGUGACACUGGCAGAUGUGGGGGUGUCGCCAUAUUCAUAAAAAACAACUUGAAUGUUGCUGUGUGUAUUACCACUUCUGUCCCCAAGCAAUUUGAAUGUCUAGUCUUGAAAUAUGGCCCUUGGUAAUAAUCCCCAACUAAUGUCAGUGUCAGAAGGCGACGGUGAAAUGCGGUAGGCGAAGUCAAACGCAGGACACAGAGCUUACUGGAAACGUACUUUACUGAAAGUAGCCAGAGAAGGAAACCAUCUCCAUACAAGGAGGAAAACAUCCCGCACACUAACACUGCCGAAGACUAAUACAAUAACACACAACACACAAUGCACGACAGAGGGUUAAAUAGGGGAAACAAUACAACAUAAUGAGGAACAGGUGUACACAAUCAGGACAAAACAAGUCAAACACCGAAACAUAGAUCGUGGCAGCUAGUACUCCGGGGAUGACGAACGCCGAAACCUGCCCGAGCAAGGAGGAGGAGCAGCCUCGGCUGAUUCCGUGACAGUACCCCCCCCUUGACGCGCGGCUCCAGCCGUGCGCUGACCCCGGCCUCGGGGACGGCCAGGAGGACGCGGAGCAGGGCGAGUCGGAUGAUUCCGGUGGAAGUCCCUCAACAUGGAGGGAUCUAGAAUGUCCCUCCUGGGGACCCAGCACCGUUCCUCCGGACCGUACCCCUCCCACUCCACGAGAUACUGCAGGCCCCCCGUCCGACGCCUCGAAUCCAAGAUGGAACGGACUGAGUACGCCGGAGCCCCCUCGAUAUCCAACGGGGGCGGAGGAGCCUCUCGUACCUCAUUCUCCUGGAGUGGACCACCACCGGCCUUAGGAGAGACACAUGGAACGAGGGAUUAAUGCGAUAAUACCUGGGCAGUUGUAACCUAUAACAUACCUCGUUUAAUCUCCUCAGGACUUUAAAGGGCCCCACAAACCGCCGACCCAGCUUCCGGCAGGGCAGGCGAAGGGGCAGGUUUCGGGUCGAGAGCCAGACCCGGUCUCCUGGUGCAUACACCGGAGCCUCACUGCGGUGGCGAUCGGUGCUCGCCUUUUGCCGCCUGAUGGCACGCUGCAGAUGGACAUGCGUAGCAUUCCAAGUUUCCUUCAAGCGCCGAAACCACUCGUCCACCGCAGGGGCUUCGGUCUGGCUCUGAUGCCAAGGUGCCAGAACCGGCUGAUAACCUAACAUACACUGGAAAGGCGUCAGGUUAGUGGACGAAUGGCGGAGGGAGUUUUGGGCUAUCUCUGCCCAGGGAAUAUAUCCCGACCACUCCUCUUGCCGGUCCUGGCAAUAUGACCUCAGAAACCUACCCACAUCCUGGUUAACUCUCUCCACCUGCCCAUUACAUUCGGGGUGAAAACAUGAGGUAAGGCUAAUCGAGACCCCCAGACGUUCCAUAAAUGCCCUCCAGACUCUAGAAGUGCACUGGGGACCCCGAUCAGACACUAUAUCCUCAGGCACCCCAUAGUGCCGAAAGACGUGUGUAAACAGGGCCUCAGCAGUUUGUAGGGCAGUAGGGAGACCUGGCAGGGGAAUGAGAUGGCAGGCUUUAGAAAACCGAUCCACAACGACCAAGAUCGUAGUGUUCCCCGGGGAGGGGGGAAGGUCCGUGACAAAAUCCACCGAUAGGUGAGACCACGGCCGUUGUGGAACGGGUAGGGGUUUUAACUUCCCCCUGGGCAGGUGUCUAGGUGCCUUACACUAGGCGCACACCGAGCAGGAGGAAACAUAAACCCUCACGUCCUUGGCUAAGGUUGGCCACCAGUACUUCUCACUAAGGCAGUGCACUGUCCGACCAAUACCCGAUGACCAGAGGAGGGUGAUGUGUGAGCCCAGUAUAUAAACCGGUCGCGAACCUCGAGCGGCACGUACCUCCGACCCUCUGCACACUGUGGAGGAGUAGGGUCGGAACGUAACGCCCGCUCGAUUUCCGCAUCCACCUCCCGCACCACCGGUGCCACUAAACAAGACUCCGGGAGUAUGGGAGUGGGCUCAAUGGACCUCUCCUCUGUGUCAUAUAGUAGGGACAGGGCGUCUGCCUUAGCGUUCUGGGACCCUGGUAUAUAGGUGAGCUUGAAUACAAAGCGGGAAAGAAACAUUGACCACCUUGCCUGGCGAGGAUUCAGCCUCCUCGCUGCCCGGAUGUACUCCAGGUUACGAUGGUCAGUCAGAAUGAGAAAAGGGUGUUUAGCCCCCUCAAGCCAAUGUCUCCACACCUUCAGUGCUGUGCUUGAACCACAGCCAGCAGCUCCCUAUCCCCCACGUCAUAAUUGCGCUCCGCCGGACUGAGCUUCUUAGAAUAGAAAUUACAGGGGCGGAGUUUAGGUGGCGUACCCGAGCGCUGAGACAGCACAGCGCUGAUCCCAGCCUCGGAAGCGUCCACCUCCACCUGGAAUGCCAAAGAGGGAUCCGGAUGCGCCAGCACCGGAGCCGAGGUAAACAGGUCCUUCAGACAUUUAAACGCCCUGUCCGCCUCAGCUGACCACUGCAGGCACACCGGACCCCCCUUUAGCAGAGAGGUAAUGGGAGCCGCUACCUGUCCAAAGCCCCAGAUAAACCUCCGGUAGUAAUUGGCAAAACCCAAGACGUGCUGCACCUCCUUUACCGUGGUGGGAGUCUGACAAUUACGCACGGCAGAAACGCGGUCAAUCUCCAUCUCUACCCCUGACGCGGACAACCGAUGUCCCAGGAAGGAGAUGGACUCUUGGAAGAACAGACAUUUCUCCGCCUUCGCAUACAGGUCAUGCUCCAACAGUCUACCAAGCACUCGACGCACCAGGGACACAUGCUCGGCUCGUGUAGCGGAAUAUAUUAGAAUGUCAUCAAUAUAUACCACAACACCCUGUCCAUGCAAGUCCCGGAAAAUCUCGUCCACAAAUGAUUGGAAGACUGAAGGAGCAUUCAUUAACCCGUAUGGCAUGACGAGGUACUCAUAGUGACCCUAGGUGGUACUGAAUGCUGUCUUCCACUCAUCUCCCUCCCUAAUGCGCACCAGGUUGUACACGCUCCUGAGAUCCAAUUUUGUGAAGAAUCGCGCCCCGUGUAAAGACUCCGUCAUACUAGCAAUCAGAGGGAGAGGGCGUAAACCCCCAUCCUUCUUCUUCACAAAAAAGAAACUCGAGGAAGCAGGGGAAGUAGACGGCCGUAUGUAACCCUGUCUCAAAGAUUCGGUGACAUAGGUUUCCAUAGCUGCCGUCUCCUCCUGAGACAGAGGAUACACGUGACUACGUGGAAGCGCAGCGCCUACCUGGAGGUCUAUCGCACAAUCCCCCUGUCGAUGAGGUGGUAAUUGAGUCGCCUUCUUCUUACAGAAGGCGAGAGCCAAAUCGGCAUACUCAGGUGGAAUAUGCAAGGUGGGAACUUGGUUCGGGCUUUCCAUCGUCGUUGCCCCUACGGAAACACCUACACACCGCCCAGUACACUGAUCAGACCAUCCCUGGAGAGCUCUCUGCUGCCGUGAAAUGUUGGCGUCAUGAGCGGUUAACCAGGGAAGCCCCAACACCACGGGAAACGCAGGAGAAUCAAUCAAAUACAAACGUACUAUCUCCUCAUGACAGUCCUGCGUUUUCAUCCGGAGAGGCGCCGUGACCUCCCUAAUCAACCCAGACCCCAACGGGCGGCUAUCUAGGGCAUGAAUGGGGAAGGGCACAUCAACAGGUACGAUAGGAAUCCCCAACUUAUAGGUGAACUGGCGAUCAAUGAAAUUCCCAGCUGCGCCUGAAUCUACUAGCGCCUUAUGCUGGGAGUGAGGAGAAACCUCGGGAAACACCACUUUAACACACAUAUGAUCAACAGAGAGCUCUGGGUGAGUUGGGUGCCUACUCACCUGGAAUGACUCAUCAGUGCGUCGCCCACUGCCUCGAUUCCUAGGAGGCCCUCCCCAGCACCGACCAGCAGUGUGUCCUCUGCGGCCACAGUUGGUGCAGGGGACGGCCUCCCUCCUGGUCUCCCUAGCACCAGCACCCCCGAGCUCCAUAGGGGUCGGCUCGGAAGUGCUGGGGGAUGGAAUGGACGGCCCCGAAUCCGAACGUCCGCGGGUAGCCAACAGGGUAUCCAGGCGAAUCGACAUGACCACCAGUUGGUCAAAGCUGAGGUUGGUGUCCCUGCAGGCUAAUUCCCGACGCACGUCCUCCCUCAGGCUGCAUCUGUAGUGGUCGAUGAGGGCCCUCUCAUUCCAUUCCGUGUUGGCUGCUAGCGUCCGUAAGUCCAGCGCGAACUCCUGCGCGCUCCUCCUCCCCUGUCUAAGGUGGAAUAGACGCUCACCCGCUGCUUUACCCUCUGGGGGAUGAUCGAAUACUGCCCGGAAGCGGCGGGUGAACUCUGCAUAGCUGACCGUAGCGGCGUCUAUCCCACCCCAUUCGGCGUUGGCCCAUUCCAGCGCCUUGCCGGACAGACAGGAGAUAAGGGGCGGACAUGCUCUCGUAUCCCGAGGGUGCCGGGUGAAUGGUUGCUAGGUAGAGUUCAACCUGGAGUAGAAAACCCUGACACCCGACCGCGGUGCAAUCAUAAGCCCUCGGGAGCGAGAGCCGAAUCCCACUGGACUGGAUCCCCGGAGAUGGACCGAUGGGUAUGGCUGAUAAUAAUAAUAAUAAUAAUAUGCCAUUUAGCAGACGCUUUUAUCCAAAGCGACUUACAGUCGUGCGUGCAUACAUUUUUUUUGUGUAUGGGUGGUCCCGGGGAUCGAACCCACUACCUUGGCGUUACAAGCGCCGUGCUCUACCAGCUGAGCUACAGAGGACCACAUGGUGGUGGUAUCGUAGGAUGAGGUGUGUGCAAACCUCCACUCUCCCAUCGCCUCAAGGUGUCCAUCACCCCUUGAAUGGUGGUGCCCAGGUGCUGGAUCCCGGCCUCUUGUUGGGUUACACGCUCCUCCAGUGCUCCCCUGAGCGCGGACGAUCCUGCUGACUCCAUCGGGUGGUGUGUUAUUCUGUCAGAAGGCGACGGUGAAAUGCGGUAGGCGAAGUCAAACGCAGGACACAGAGCUUACUGGAAACGUACUUUACUGAAAGUAACCAGAGAAGGAAACCAUCUCCAUACAAGGAGGAAAACAACCCGCACACUAACACUGCCGAAGACUAAUACAAUAACACACAACACACAAUGCACGACAGAGGGUUAAAUAGGGGAAACAAUACAACAUAAUGAGGAACAGGUGUACACAAUCAGGACAAAACAAGUCAAACACCGAAACAUAGAUCGGUGGCAGCUAGUACUCCGGGGAUGACGAACGCCGAAACCUGCCCGAGCAAGGAGGAGGAGCAGCCUCAGCUGAUUCCGUGACAGUCAGUGGGAGUUUAUCACCCUACCUCGGCCUCUUUAUGUGCUCUUAGCAAAUUGUCUGACCUGCUGUCUAACUAUGCUAAAUACAAAUUAUUAAUAGUGGGUGAUCUUCAUCUGGAUUGGUUGAUGCCAGUAUCUGAUAGGCUGACAGAUAUUUUUAUAGAGCUAAAUCUAACUCAGGUGAUAAGUAAACCAACUCACCUCAACUUUGAACACCCUGAAAAAUCUACUCUCUUAGAUAUUAUUCUAACAAAUGCCACUCAUACGUUUACAGCCAAUGGGAUAAUUGCUAAUUAGUUCAGUGACCAUUUUCCCAUUGCCUGCUUGUUAAGUUACCUAAAUCUCGCUCAUACAUUAUUACAAAGCUAAAUUAUAGAAAUCUGAAUGAGCAACAUUUUUGGUCUGAGCUGGUGUUGGGUGACUGGUGGGUUGUGUCAACUAUUACUGACCCGGAUCAGGCCCUUCAUUAUUUUAUUUCCAUGUUUAACUCUGUUGCAGAUAAUGUGGCCUAAAAAAGACUAAGGAUAAAAGACAAAUCUAUCCCUUGGUUCACACAUGAAUUAAAAAAUAAAUCUAGAUUGGGCUAAGGCUAGACUGACUGACUCUAUGUCUGAUUGGCAGUCCUUCAGACAUUUGACAAAUAGAUGUCUAUCUCUGGUUAGAAAAGCAAAAUCAACAUAUUUCUUGAAUUGUGUAUUGGAGAGUGGUGGUAAUCCAUCUCCUUUCUGGAAAGUAGUCAAAUCUUUGAAACAUAACUGCACCCACUCAUUACCCCUGCAGGUUUUGACAGCCUCUGGUCCCAUAGUAGAAAAAAAUGAAAUGAGUAGUGCUUUUAAUAACCAUUUUCCUUCAGCUGGCCACCUGUUUGAAAGUAUAGUCUCAUUCCAAUAGAGGUAGUCCUUUAGUCACCUCAGAACAGAUUGUAAAGAAUGAUGCACUAAACAGACUCACAUACUAUAUUUUCAUUUCAACCAUUUAAUGUCUACGAAGUAUUAAGUGCCUUGCUAAAGACUGAUGUAAAAUAAAAUCCACAGGGGCUGAUUCACUUGACCGCUUCUUACUACAACUCUCUGCCCCACUCAUUGUUUAACCUUUAACCUGUAUUUUUUAACUUGACAAUUGCUACUGGUGUUAUCCCUAAGAUUUGGAAAACGGCACUUGUCCUCCCCCAACAUAAAGGUGGAGGGCCUUCUGACUUAGAUAAUUACUGCCCAAUCUCCAAGUUAUCUUGACUAGCCAAGGUACUAGAAUACCUGAACAACUCCCAGUAAGACCUUUUUAAUGCUUUGGUUAAAUAUCAUCAGAGAGAGGAGUCCCAAGUCAUACAGAUUCUGGCCUGUUGUCUUUAGCUUUGUUUUUCUUCAAGAAAAUAAAGAACUUUGUCCCAUCAUUUGUUUGUUUUGAGGCCUACGGGUUUCAUCACCAGUAGAUGGUGGCAGAGGCUCUAAAUGAGGCACCACACAGCACAUUUCGUUUUUUGCCCUAGAAAAAGAGAGGCAGAGGAGGUCUAAGAGAGAGAGGGAGGAAGAGGGUGAGCUAGAGUCUGUGAAAAACUGAGGGAAAAAGGGAUAUGGUUUGUUAAAGAAGAAUGGUUGAAAGUGUAAAGAGUGUGAUCUGUACGCUGGAUUGAAGACAGGAGGAGAAAUGGAAGAGAAUGAGGGUGAAGUAUCAGAGAUCGUAGGUGUGGUGAAGUUUUCAGAUCCCGAGGCUUGCACCGAGGGUCAGGAUAAAGAUGACAGUAAGAGUGACGUUUUUGGAAAAAGUGGACCCUUGCCUUUUGGCUGAUCCUAUUGUGGUUUCGGGGUGGGUAAAAACAGAGUUGAGUGCUGUGAAAUUGGUGAAUGUAACCAGAAGUGGUCUUGUGAUAAUUAUUGUGUUUCUACUGGUCAUAGGGAGCAGGCCCUCUGAGUUAAACAAAUUGGGGCAAGAGAUUGUUUUGCUCUCAAGUAAAGGACGCCAUUGGAAGGAGUGAUUACUGGGGUAGCGGUAAAUGUGAAAGUUGACCAACUGAAGGGGAAGAUUCCCAGUGUUUGUGAUGCUCAUCGUUUGGAGCGACGCAGAUAGGGUGGCUUGAGUUGUGAAACAGAAGAGUUGUUAUCUGUUUUUUUUUGUUUUGAUGUUGAGUCUUUGCCCAACAAAUUGAUGUAUAAAUUAUCCUGUACGAGCUUUUGUGCCGAACACGUUACUUUGUUACAGGUGUCAAGCUUAUGCGCAUGUGGCAACAGUUUGUAAGAGGGAGGAUCCUAGGUGUGAGAAGUGUGCAGAAGGGCAUGAGACAAAGGAAUGUGUAGCAUUGGGGAAAGUCGGGGUAUGUCUUAAUUGUAGGGGUGCCCAUGGGGCUGGGGAUCAGAAAUGUCUGGUGCGAGAGAUGCAGGUUGAGGUUUCCAGGGUUAGAGUAGUGCAGAAGUUGUCAUAUGCUGAGGCAGUGAAGAAAGUAGAGGAAGAUGGGUCAAGGGGGAGGGAUCCUGAGAGGAGUGGUGUGAGUAUUAGAGCUGUUCUAGUACAGAGGGAUAGGCCAACAAGUGAUAUAUGUUUCAGUAAGAUUGGAUUUUUAGCAUUCAUAGCAAUGGUUAUCAUCUGUACUGCAGGGAUGGAAUGUAAAUUGCAGAAAAUUGAUGUUGUGGUGGCAGCUGCAGAGAGGUAUUUGGGUGUUCGAGACUUGACAAAGGACUAAAUAUAUUGAAAUAGUGGAGUAGGGUGGUGUUUUUUAAAAUGUAUUUAAGUGAGUGUAGGGUUACUUAGAUGGUAAGGUAUUUGUCUAUUUUUAUUUUUCAAGAAAAGUAUAAAGGAGUUAUACUCCAGUCUAGUAGGUGGCGGUAAUACAACAUUUAUUGGAUGCCAACCGCCGUUAAACCUCAUCGAAGAAGAAGAAGAAGAAGAAGAAGAAGAAGAAGAACGUUUCGCUGGAAAAAAUGCUGAAUCAUUUACUGAAUAAGCGUCUUUCUACAGGAUCAGCAGGACAUUAUUCUGGCAGCACAAACAGCAAAAAAAAAGAAUGUCUCGGCUACUUCAGCAGAGGAACUAACAUUCAUCAAAGGUUAGUGGCCUAUUACAUUUACAGAUGCAUCUGUUUUGUUCCAUUAUUACUGACCAAUGUAGGACUGUUUGUCUAUUUUUGUAAUAAUGUGUAGGCUACUUUGCAAGAUGUGCAUAGUCUCCAUUGAAGAGUAAUGAUUGCAGACCAUUGCUCGAAUAUUUUCCAAUGCAUUCAACAUAGUUUUACAUUUGAUAUAGCUUCGCCUAUGUAACUGUCGUACAUAAACAAUGUGUAGGUCCUCAUUACAAAACGCAAAGCUGAAAAUGUAAUAUAAUGCUAUAAUUAACUUUUCACUAGUGACUUUAGCAAUGAGAAGAGCAAAGCAUGUUAUGGAAGCUGUGCUGUGUGAUUCUACUCAUCAUCCAGAGAGAUACAGAAAGUAGGUUUCCAAUUGAUGUCAUACUUUUGAGUUCAUGUUUUUUUCUUAUUAUUUUAUUUCUUAUUGACACAAGGCAAGGCAAUAAUACCCACCGAACACACAAUCCCACCAUUAAAUUGUAGUCCUGGUCCUUUUAGGGUACAAUAAGGCACACACAUCAGCUCAGUAUGUUUACUAUGUUUUUAACUCAGUAUGUUUUGAGACAUGCUGAGCAUGCCCAAGUAUCUGGGAAUGUAUUGAAUAUCUUACUCUUGAAUAAGUAUAGGGAUAGAUUCAGGGCUUUUGGCUUAUUAUUCUAAUAACAUAUUCACUAAGUAGUUUCAGACUAGACUGGACCCAGAUCAGUAUGUGCUUUAGCCAUCUCCUCUGACUAUGGCUGCCCAAAUGGGUUUAGGGUCAAAUAUAGAGCAAUUGGCACUUUUUUGUUGUUGUUGCAAUAGCCACAUUUCAGCAGUAAUAUGAUAUCAUAGUUCAUAAGCACAGCUAAAUGCAAAUAAUGGUCUUAUCAGUGUGUUUAGGUAACAUCUCUGUUUAUUAGAGUUUAUAAGCAUCUAUUCUAUAUGUAUCUUUUGGACUGUUUUUUUGGCUUGUGCUUUCUCUUCAGGUACACAGGUGAUUGGAGGAAGCAGGACUAUGGUACAGGGGGAGGAUGUGGACUUAUCCUGCAGACUGAUAGAGACAACCGAGGACCUCGAACAGAUAACAUGGCAGAAAAGUACUUGGGAAGAAAAACAGAACCAUAAUUUUAUGCUGAUUUAUCCCAAUGGGGUUACUAACUUUAUUGCACUGAAUGGAUUGAAAGGUAGAGUCCAGUUUAUUGGGAACACAUCAGAAAACCUUGGAUCUAUUAGAAUAACAGCUGUCAGACUGUUGGAUGAAGGCACCUUCACAUGUAUCUUCAGUAUUUUCCCCAGUGGAGCAUACAGUACAGAGAUAUCUCUAACUGUGCUUGGUAAGAACUCUUUCUUCACGCUUUGUAUCACUGUUUCUACAUUUGACAGUGUAGAAAACUGUGUGUGAUAAACACUAGACAGCUAAAAAGUUAGUAGGUUAAUUUUUCAUUUUUUACAAGAUUGUAUUUCAUAUUUUAUAAACAAUACAAAACAUACACAUACAAACGACUACAUCAUACAAACAUCAACUAUAUCACACCCGCCCAGACCCACUCGCCCACAUCCCAAUCUCCAGCACCCACAACACUUUCUGCCACAUGGCCUCAAACUGCACGAUUUUGUUUCUCUCUGUCGCCCACGCUCUUUCAAUUUUUUAAAUUAAUAAAGCAUUUAACCUUUCCAUUUCGUGAAAGACGGAGGAUUGGCAUAUUUCCAGGUUUUUGAGUAUAUACAGUGGGGGAAAAAAGUAUUUAGUCAGCCACCAAUUGUGCAAGUUCUCCCACUUAAAAAGAUGAGAGAGGCCUGUAAUUUUCAUCAUAGGUACACGUCAACUAUGACAGACAAAAUGAGGAAAAAAAAUCCAGAAAAUCACAUUGUAGGAUUUUUAAUGAAUUUAUUUGCAAAUUAUGGUGGAAAAUAAGUAUUUGGUCAAUAACAAAAGUUACUCAAUAUUUUGUUAUAUACCCUUUGUUGGCAAUGACACAGGUCAAACGUUUUCUGUAAGUCUUCACAAGGUUUUCACACACUGUUGCUGGUAUUUUGGCCCAUUCCUCCAUGCAGAUCUCCUCUAGAGCAGUGAUGUUUUGGGGCUGUCGCUGGGCAACACGAACUUUCAACUCCCUCCAAAGAUUUUCUAUGGGGUUGAGAUCUGGAGACUGGCUAGGCCACUCCAGGACCUUGAAAUGCUUCUUACGAAUCAUUGUCAUGCUGAAAGACCCAGCCACUUUUCAUCUUCAAUGCCCUUGCUGAUGGAAGGAGGUUUUCACUCAAAAUCUCACGAUACAUGGCCCCAUUCAUUCUUUCCUUUUCACGGAUCAGUCGUCCUGGUCCCUUUGCAGAAAAACAGCCCCAAAGCAUGAUGUUUCCACCCCCAUGCUUCACAGUAGGUAUGGUGUUCUUUGGAUGCAACUCAGCAUUCUUUGUCCUCCAAACACGACGAGUUGAGUUUUUACCAAAACGUUAUAUUUUGGUUUCAUCUGACCAUAUGAAAUUCUCCCAAUCCUCUUCUGGAUCAUCCAAAUGCACUCUAGCAAUCUUCAGACGGGCCUGGACAUGUACUGGCUUAAGCAGGGGGACACGUCUGGCACUGCAGGAUUUGAGUCCCUGGCGGCGUAGUGUGUUACUGAUGGUAGGCUUUGUUACUUUGGUCCCAGCUCUCUGCAGGUCAUUCACUAGGUCCCCUGUGUGGUUCUGGGAUUUUUGCUCACCGUUCUUGUGAUCAUUUUGACCCCACGGGGUGAGAUCUUGCGUGGGGCCCCAGAUCGAGGGAGAUUAUCAGUGGUCUUGUAUGUCUUCCAUUUCCUAAUAAUUGCUCCCACAGUUGAUUUCUUCAAACCAAGCUGCUUACCUAUUGCAGAUUCAGUCUUCCCAGCCUGGUGCAGGUCUACAAUUUUGUUUCUGGUGUCCUUUGACAGCUCUUUGGUCUUGGCCAUAGUGGAGUUUGGAGUGUGACUGUUUCAGGUUGUGGACAGGUGUCUUUUAUACUAAUAACAAGUUCAAACAGUUGCCAUUAAUACAGGUAACGAGUGGAGGACAGAGGAGCCUCUUAAAGAAGAAGUUACAGGUCUGUGAGAGCCAGAAAUCUUGCUUGUUUGUAGGUGACCAAAUACUUAUUUUCCACCAUAAUUUGCAAAUAAAUUCAUUAAAAAUCCUACAAUGUGAUUUUCUGGAUUAUUUUUUCUGAAUUUGUCUGUCAUAGUUGACGUGUACCUAUGAUGAAAAUUACAGGCCUCUCUCAUCUUUUUAAGUGGAAGAACAUGCACAAUUGGUGGCUGACUAAAUACUUUUUUCCCCCACUAUAUAUAUAUUUGUAAAGAUUAUUGAUGAGAAGAGUAUUGUCCAACCAAUCGGGUAUCUCAUUGCACCCUCAUGUGUCAUGUCUUGAAAUAUACAGACAGACAAAUUAGUAGUACAUUUACAUCGCAAUACCUCUGACAUCCAUAUUUUUAACGCCGCCCAUAACCUUAGAAUUUUAUAACAUGAAGGAAUGAAUUAUUGAGUCAUUACUAGUUUUACACUUCAGACAUGACUACCGUUGUGCGGCAGAAUUUGUGAAUUUUGUGUCUUGUAUAUAAAUUCUAUACAUUAAUAUAUACUGGAUUAAGCGUACAUUUUCGUUAACUGUAAUCUCAUUAGUUAUGUUCCUACAUUCUCUCCAUCAUGUGCCAAUAUCAGUUCUUUUUCAAUCUUCCAAUAGAUUCUGGGGAUGAACAUGCUCGUCUUCAAUAUGUACCCAUUGUUCCUCUUAAGCGCAUUUAACUGUACAGUACCAGUCAAAAGUGUGGACACACCUACUUAUUCCAGGGUUUAUCUUUAUUUUUUACUAUUUUCAACAUUGUAGAAUAAUAGUGAAGACAUCAAAACAAUGAAAUAACACAUAUGGAAUCAUGUAGUAACCAAAAAAGUGUUAAAAAAAUCUAAAUGUAUUUUAUAUUUGAGAUUCUUGCAAGUAGCCACCCUUUGCCUUGAUGACAGCUUUGCACACUCUUGGCAUUCUCUCAACCAGCUUCAUGAGGUAGUCACCUGGAAUGCAUUUCAAUUAACAGGUGUACCUUCUUAAACGUUCAUUUGUGGAAUUUAUUUCCUUCUUAAUGCGUUUGAGCCAAUCAGUUGUCUUGUGACAAUGUAGGGGGGGGGUAUACAGAAGAUAGGCCUAUUUGGUAAAAGACUAAGUCCAUAUUAUGGCAAGAACAGAUCAAAUUAGCAAAGAGAAACGACAUUCGAACAUUACUUAAAGACAUGGCGGUCAGUCAGUCCGGAAAAUAUAAAGAAGUUUGAAAUUUUCUUCAAAUGCAGUCACAAAAACCAUCAAACGCUAUGAUGAAACUGGCUCUCAUGAGGACCGCCACAGGAAAGGAAGACCCAGAGUUACCUCUGCUGCAGAGGAUAAGUUCAUUAGAGUGAAUUGCACCUCAGAUUGCAGGCCAAAUAAAUGCUUCACAGAGUUCAAUUAAGCGACACAUCUCAACAUCAACUGUUCAGAGGACACUGCGUGAAUCAGGCCUUCAUGGUCGAAUUGCUGCAAAGAAACCACUACUAAAGGACACCAAUAAUAACAAGAGACUUGCUUGGGCCAAGAAACAUGAGCAAUGGACAUUAGACCGGUGGAAAUCUGUCCUUUGGUCUGAUGAGUCCAAAUUUGAGAUUUUUGGUUCCAACCGCCGUGUCUUUGUGAGACGCAGAGUAGGUGAACGGAUGAUCACCGCAUGUGUGGUUCCCACCGUGAAGCGUGGAGGAGGAAGUGUGAUGGUGUGGGGUGCUUUGCUGGUGACAUUGUCUGUGAUUUAUUUGGAAUUCAAGGCACACUUAACCAGCAUGGCAACCACAGCAUUCUGCAGUGAUACACCAUCCUAUCUGGUUUGCACUUAGUGGGACUAUCAUUUGUUUUUCAACAGGACAAUGACCCAAAAUGCACCUCCAGGCUGUGUAAGGGCUAUUUGACCAAGAAGGAGAGUGAUGCAGUGCUGCAUCAGAUGACCUGGCAUCCACAAUCUCCCGACCUUAACCCAAAUGAGAUGGUUUGGGAUGAGUUGGACCACAGAGUUAAGGAAAAGCAUGCCUCAUGAAGCUGGUUGAGAGAAUGCCAAGAGUUUGCAAAGCUGUCAUCAAGGCCAAGGGUGGCUACUUUGAAGAAUCUCAAAUAUAAAAUAUGUUUUGAUUUGUUUAACACUUUUUUGGGUACAUUAAUCCAUAUGUGUUAUUUCAUAGUUUUGAUGUCUUCACUAUUAUUCUACAAUGUAGAAAAGAGUCAAAUUUAUUUAGUAGGUUUGUCCAAACUUUUGACUGGUACUGCAUGUCACAAGUAAAAACCUUGGGUAGUGAGCUGAUAUAAUUCCAAGUCUGGAAGGUUAAAACCACCCUCAGACAUAGGAAGGUGUAAAACUUUCCUUUUUAUUCUAUGAAUUGUAUUUGCCCAUAUAAAGUCUGUUAUGACCGAGUAUACUUUUUAAAAGAUUAUCUUCGUUGGGGUAAAUGGUAUUACCGAAAAUAAAUAAAAAAAUGUUUGACAGCCAUCCAUUUUAAAGAGUUAAGUUCAUUAUUCAAGUGAAGCAAGAGUCAGACCUGGACAUCCGCCUCAUCCUUGUUCUGACCGGACAUUCUGUAGUGGUUGCUACUGGCCUUAAGCCAGCACCUAAGGUUUCUUAUUAUUUUCAUGGUCCUUUGGAUUCUCUACAACACUGCACUCUAUUUUACAGUCUCCACCCCCCUCCAGGUGUCACCCAUCUUCCCCAUUAUCCCCAGUGUAUUCAUACCUGUGUUCUCUGUUUGGCUGUUGCCAGUUUGUUUUGUUCGUCAAGCCUACCAGUGUUUUUCCCCUUGCUCAGCCCCUCUCCAUUCCCAUGGACGUUAGAACGCUGGACUGGCGCUAUAUAGGCCGGGUCAUCUCACAAUUCCACUCCCAUCAACCUACGAGGGUCAGGGAACCACAGCGAGGCAAUCCAAUUUAUGCUGAUUAAGUCUCCUCAGGUUCCUGUGGUAUUGAGAUUCUCUUGGCUCAAGCGACACAAUCCCAUCAUAGACUGGACUGCGGGUGCCAUUAUGAGCUGGAGCCCGUUCUGCCAUUCCCAUUGUCUGAAGUCAGCGCAGCCUAAACCGGGACGUCUUCCUUUGGGCUCGGAAGUUACCCCGGACCUCUCCGCCAUUCCCACUGAGUACCAGGACCUCUGGGAGGUAUUUCAGUAAGGCCCGGGCCACUUCACUUCUGCCGCACUUAUCAUAUGACUGUGGGAUUGACCUUCUCCCAGGCACCCCUCCUCCCGGGGACGACUGUACUCUCUGUCGGAUCUGGAGACCAAGGCUGUGGAGAACUACAUUGAGGACUCCCUAGCUGCAGGGUUCAUCCGUCCUUCUGCCUCCCCCGCCGGCGCAGGGCUGUUCUUUGUGGAGAAGAAGGCCAAAACCCUGCACCCGUGCAUCGACUACCGGGGACUCAACGACAUCACGGUGAAGAAGCUACCCUCUGCCAAAGAGACGUCCCAGCUCAUGGUGCAGCACAUCUUCCAGAUCCAUGGACUCCCGGUGGACAUGUUCUCCGACCGGGGUCCUCAGUUCUCGUCACAGUUCUGGAAGGCUUUCUGCACGCUCAUUGGGUCGUCGGCCAGCCUGUCCUUCGGGUUCCACCCCCAGUCCGAGCAAGCCAACCAAGACAUGGAGACGACUCUUCGCUGCCUGGCCUCCGCCAACCCCACCGCCUGGAGCCAGCAAUUAGUGUGGGUUGAAUACUCCCUCAACACCCUUCUUUGCUCUGCCGCUGGUCUCUCGCCCUUUGAAUGUUCCCUGGGCUAUCAGCCCCCGCUCUUUCCUGAGCAAGAGGAAGAGGUAGGCAUACCUUUGGCCAAGAUGUUUGUCCGCCGCUGUCGGCGUACCUGGAAGAGAGCCUGGUCGGCCCUUCUCAAGACCACCUCCAGGUAUCGACGACAAGCGGACCGCCACCGGUCCCCGGCACCCCGAUAUCGUCUCGGGCAGAUGGUAUGGCUGUCCACCCGGGAUCUGCCCCUCCGGGUGGAGUCCCGCAAACUUUCCCCCCCCCGGUUUAUCGGCCCUUUCCCCAUCUCCAAGGUCAUUAGCCCCUCUGCUGUUCGUCUUCUGUUGCCCCUUACCCUCCAUAUACAUCCCACUUUUCAUGUGUCUAAAAUCAAACCCAUGUCUCACAGCCCUUUGUCUCCUGUUUCCUCCAAUACAGUCUAGCUACUAAUUAUGUAUAUUACAGUUGGCCAGAUAGAGAACAUGAGAGGUUUUAUUUAACGUUUGUUGGUCAUGUGACAUGAGCAUUUGGAUAAGUUUCACAUGACGGGCUGUAUGUUUUUUGGUAGUUUUUACGUGUAUAGUUGCAUAUUUGUAAUUAGUGACUUGUUCAUGUUUUCUGUUCUCUUGUUUGUUUGUUUUCUGGUCAUAGUUCCUCCAGUUGUGAGUGUGACAGUUGAUGUUCCUCCUGUCAUUGGGGAGAAUGAGGUUGUCUUGGCAACCUGUGUGGCUGCUGUUGCGAAGCCACAGGCAGAAGUGAAGUGGAAGACAGGUGCAUUUGGCAGUUUGUUGAGGACGGUGACUAACUUUACCCAGCACGCCAACGGAACCGCCACAGUACUCAGCCACCUGCUUGGGGUACCAACCAGAGCAGCCAAUCAGCAGCAGGUCCAGUGUGUCGUCAACCAGUCUGCCCUGGCAACAGAAAGUAGCUACAACUACACCAUAAACAUCCACUGUAAGUGUCUUCUACUACCAUUGUCCUACACUAUAGACAGACACUGUAAAUAUAUACUAAACUACCAUUGUCCUACACUAUAGACAGACACUGUAAAUAUAUUCUGCUACUACUGUCCUACACUAUAGACAGACACUGUAAAUAUAUACUAAACUACCAUUGUCCUACACUAUAGACAGACACUGUAAAUAUAUUCUGCUACUACUGUCCUACACUAUAGACAGACACUGUAAAUAUAUUCUACUACCACUGUCCUACACUAUAGACAGACACUGUAAAUAUAUUCUACUACUACUGUCCUACACUAUAGACAGACACUGUAAAUAUAUUCUACUACUACUGUCCUACACUAUAGACAGACACUCUAAAUAUAUACUAAACUACCAUUGUCCUACACUAUAGACAGACACUGUAAAUAUAUUCUACUACUACUGUCCUACACUAUAGACAGACACUGUAAAUAUAUUCUACUACCACUGUCCUACACUAUAGACAGACACUGUAAAUAUAUUCUACUACCACUGUCCUACACUAUAGACAGACACUGUAAAUAUAUUCUACUACCACUGUCCUACACUAUAGACAGACACUGUAAAUAUAUUCUACUACCACUAUCCUACACUAUAGACAGACACUGUAAAUAUAUUCUACUACUACUGUCCUACACUAUAGACAGACACUGUAAAUAUAUUCUACUACCACUGUCCUACAGUAUAGACAGACACUAAAUAUAUUCUACUACCACUGUCCUACACUAUAGACAGACACUGUAAAUAUAUUCUACUACCACUGUCCUACACUAUAGACAGACACUGUAAAUAUAUUAUACUACUACUGUCCUACACUAUAGACAGACACUGUAAAUAUAUUCUACUACCACUGUCCUACACUAUAGACAGACACUGUAAAUAUAUUCUACUACCACUGUCCUACACUAUAGACAGACACUGUAAAUAUAUUCUACUACCACUGUCCUACACUAUAGACAGACACUGUAAAUCUAUUCUACUACCACUGUCCUACACUAUAGACAGACACUGUAAAUAUAUUCUACUACCACUGUCCUACACUAUAGACAGACACUGUAAAUAUAUUCUACUACCACUGUCCUACACUAUAGACAGACACUGUAAAUAUAUUCUACUACCACUGUCCUACACUAUAGACAGACACUGUAAAUCUAUUCUACUACUACUGUCCUGCACUAUAGACAGACACUGUAAAUAUAUACUACUACCGCUGUCCUACACCAUACACGGUAUGGACAAUUACAAGGCUUUCAUUGUACUGAUCCUCUACUGCAAGUAAUCUAUCGAACUGAAAUGAAGCAAGAUCAGGUUCACAAACAAUUCUUAGUUUUGCCUAAUCUGUGGAUUAAAGUUCCACCCCUGCCCACUGAGUGGCGCAGUGGUCUAAGGCACUGCAUCGCAGUGCUAACUGUGCCACUAGAGAUCCUGGUUCGAAUCCAUGCUCUGUCGCAGCCGGCCGCGACCGGGAGACUCAUGGGCGGCGCACAAUUGGCCCAGCGUUGUCCAGGGUAGUGGAGGGAAUGGCCGGCAGGGAUGUAGCUCUGUUGAUAGGGUGGGUUCGAUUCCCACGAGGGGCCAGUAUAAAAAAAAUAUAUGUAAUCACUAACUGUAAGUCGCUCUGGAUAAGAGCGUCUGCUAAAUGACUAAAAUGUAAAUGUAAAUGCUCAGAUACUGUAAUGUCAUUGUUAUUGGUGUCCUAUAUCUGUCUUGGUACGGGUGUGUGAGUGUAGGUCUAUUUAUAUUCUAUAUCUGCAGUAACUGUAACCACCUCACUGUCUCUCUUUCACUCACGCACUCACUCUCGCUGUCUCUCUCCUUCCGCCUUUCUGUCUCUCUCUCUCAUAGAUCCACCUCAGUCAGUGAACAUCACCCUUAGUGAGGCCUCUCAAGCCACAGUCUUACUAUGUCUAGCAGACGUCAACCCACAACCCAACUACACCUGGAGCAGGUACUCACUCCUAUGUAAACUAUUUCAAACCAGUUUAAAUUCUCAAUUUUUCCCCUAACCCAUCUGUCUAUCUCCUCAUUUGAAUUCCAUGCUGUCACAGUCACUAGCCCAUUUAAGCUUAAUAUCCUUGUCAUCUAUCGCCCUCCAGGUUCCCUUGGAGAGUUCAUCAAUGAGCUUGACGCCUUGAUAAGUUCCUUUCCUGAGGAUGGCUCACCUCUCACAGUUUUGGGGGAUUUCAACCUCCCUACGUCUACAUUUGACUCAUUUCUCUCUGCCUCCUUCUUUCCACUCCUCUCCUCUUUUGACCUCACCCUCUCACCGUCCCCCCCUACUCACAAGGCAGGCAAUACGCUUGACCUCAUCUUUACUAGAUGCUGCUCUUCUACUAAUCUCACUUUGUAUCCUUUUCUCUCUCGCUCUCCUCCAACACUACUCACUCUGCCCCUACACAGAUGGUAAUGCGCCGCCGCAACCUUCGCUCUCUCUCUCCCACUACUCUCUCCUCUUCCAUCCUAUCAUCUCUUCCCUCUGCUCAAUCCUUCUCCCUCCAAUCUCCUGAUUCCGCCUCCUCAACCCUCCUCUCCUCCCUUUCUGCAUCCUUUGACUCUCUGUGUCCCCUAUCCUCCCGGCCGGCUCGGUCCUCCCCUCCAGCUCCGUGGCUUGAUGACUCAUUGCGAGCUCACAGAACAGAGCUCCGGGCAGCUGAGCGGAAAUGGAAAAAAACUAAACUCCCUGCCGACCUGGCAUCUUUUCACUCCCUCCUCUCUACAUUUUCUUCAUCUGUUUCUGCUGCUAAGGGCACUUUCUACCACUCUAAAUUCCAAGCAUCUGCCUCUAACCCUAGGAAGCUCUUUGCCACAUUCUCCGCCCUGCUGAAUCCCCCCCCCCCCCUCUCUCUGUGGAUGACUUCGUCAACCACUUUGAAAAGAAGGUUGACGACAUCCGAUCCUCGUUUGUUAAGUCUAAUGACACUGCUGGUCCUGCUCACACUGCCCUACCCUAUGCUUUGACUUCUUUCUCCCCUCUCUCUCCAGAUAAAAUCUUGCGACUUGUGACUGCAGGCCGCCCAACAACCUGCCCGCUUGACCCCAUCCCCUCCUCUCUUCUCCAGACCAUCGCCGGUGACCUUCUCCCCUACCUCACCUCGCUGAUCAACUCAUCCUUGACCGCUGGCUAUGUCCCUUCCGUCUUCAAGAGAGCGAGAGUUGCACCCCUUCUCAAAAAACCAACACUCGAUCCCACUGAUGUCAACAACUACAGACCAGAUCCUCCUCUCCACCCUCUCCGAGCUGGGCAUCUCCGGCGCGGCUCACUCCUGGAUUGCGUCCUACCUGACCGGUCGCUCCUACCAAGUGGCGUGGCGAGAAGCUGUCUCCGCACCACGUGCUCUCACCACUGGUGUCCCCCAGGGCUCAGUUCUAGGCCCUCUCCUAUUCUCCCUAUACACCAAGUCACUUGGCUCUGUCAUAUCCUCACAUGGCCUCUCCUAUCAUUGCUACGCUGACGAUACACAACAAAUCUUCUCCUUUCCCCCUUCUGAUAACCAGGUGGCGAAUCGCAUCUCUGCAUGUCUGGCAGACAUAUCAGUAUGGAUGACGGAUCACCACCUCAAGCUGAACCCUGGCAAGACGGAGCUGCUCUUCCUCCCGGGGAAGGACUGCCCGUUCCAUGAUCUCGCCAUCACGGUUGACAACUCCGUUGUGUCCUCCUCCCAGACUGCGAAGAGCCUUGGCGUGACCCUGGACAACACCCUGUCGUUCUCCGCUAACAUCAAGGCGGUGACCCGAUCCUGCAGGUUCAUGCUCUACAACAUUCGGAGAGUACGACCCUGCCUUACACAGGAAGCGGCACAGGUCCUAAUCCAGGCACUUGUCAUCUCCCGUCUGGAUUACUGCAACUCGCUGUUGGCUGGGCUCCCUGCCUGUGCCAUUAAACCCCAACAACUCAUCCAGAAUGCCGCAGCCCGUCUGGUGUUCAACCUUCCCAAGUUCUCUCACGUCACCCCGCUCCUCCGCACACUCCACUGGCUUCCAGUUGAAGCUCGCAUCUGUUACAAGACCAUGGUGCUUGCCUAUGGAGCUGUGAGGGGAACGGCACCUCCGUACCUUCAGGCUCUGAUCAGUCCCUACACCCAAACGAGGGCAUUGCGUUCAUCCACCUCUGGCCUGCUGGCUCCCCUUCCUCUGCGGAAGCAUAGUUCCCGCUCAGCCCAGUCAAAACUGUUCGCUGCUCUGGCACCCCAAUGGUGGAACAAGCUCCCUCACGACGCCAGGACAGCGGAGUCACUCACCACCUUCUGGAGACAUUUGAAACCCCACCUCUUUAAGGUAUACCUGGGAUAAAGUAAUCCUUCUACCCCUCCCCCCCAAAAAAAUAAUUGUAAAGUGGUUAUCCCACUGGCUAUAGGGUGAAUGCACCAAUUUGUAAGUCGCUCUGGAUAAGAGCGUCUGCUAAAUGACGUAAAUGUAAAUGUAAAAUGCAAAUGUUAGGUACACUUGUUUAAACAUUUAAGACAUACAGUGAGCUCCAUAAUUCAUUGGACAGUGACAAUUUUUUUGUUAUUUUGGUUCUGUACUCUAGCACUUUGAGUUUGAAAGGAUACAAUGACAAUAAUGGUUAAGUGCAGACUGUCAGCUUUAAUUUGAGGGUAUAUUCAUACAUAUCGGAUGAACCGUUUAGAAAUUAUAGAAGCUUUUGUACAUGGUCCCCCCCUUUUUUGGGCAUCAAAAAACAUUGGACAGUUUAACAUAAUGUAGAAUAAAGUAAUCAUUGUUAAUAUUUGGUCGCAUAUCCUUUGCAUGCAAUGACUGCUUGAAGUCUGCGAUGCAUCGCCAUCACCAGACGCUGGGUAUCUUCCCUGGUGAUGCUCUGCCAGGCCUGUACUGCAGCCAUCUUCAGUACCUGCUUAUUUUGGGGACUUAUUGCCUUCAGUCUCCUCUUCAGCAUGUAAAAUGCAUGUUCAAUUGGAUUCUGAUCCGGUGAUUGACUCGGCCAGUCAAGGAUUUUCCACUUUUUGGCCAUCAAAAACCCCUUUGUUGCUCUAGCAGUAUGUUUAGGGUCAUUGUCUUGUUGCAUGAUGAAGUGCCGUCCAAUGAGUUUGGAGGCAUUUGGUUUUAUCUGAGCAGAUAAAAUAUUUCUAUAGACUUCAGAAUUCAUUGUUCUACUUCUGUCUGCAGUCACAUCAUCGAUGAAGACAAGUGAGCCUGUUCCACUGGCAGCCAUACAGGCCCAAGCCAUAACACCCCCUCCACCAUGUUUCACGGAUGAGGUGGUAUGCUUUGGAUCAUGGGCAUUUCUUUUUUUUCUCCACACUUUCCUCUUUCCAUCACUCUGGUACAUGUUAAUCUUUGUCUCAUCUGUCCACAAUACUUUUUUCCAGAACUCUUGGGGCUCUCUUAGGUGCUUUUUAGCAAACUGUAAUCUCGCCUUUCUGUUCUUCAGGCUUAUCAGUGGUUUGCAUCUUGUAGUGUACCCUCUUUAGUCCUGCUGGUGUAGUCUUCUACGUAUGGUAGACUUUGACACAUCUACACCUGCAUCCAGGAGAGUGUUUUUGAUCUGUUGGGCUGUUGUCAGGGGGGUUUUCUUCACCAUAGAGAGUAUUCUCCGGUCAUCCACUACAGUGGUCUUCCUCGGUCUACCGGGUCUUUUGACAUAAUUGAGUUCACCGGUUGUUUUUUUCUUGUUAAUGAUGAACCAAACUGUUGACUUGGGCAUGGCCAGGGUUUUUUCAAUGUUCCUGAUUGAUUGAUUUUCAUUUCUGAGCCUUAUGACGGCCAGCUUCAUUUGCAUCGACACUGCUGUCUUCCUCAUGUUGUCACACCACAACAACAACCUCCAAAGGCAAUAGCAAAGUCUAGAAUCAAUGCUAUUCAUCAACAGCUCUCCUGCAUUCACUAACGACACAAAUGAAUACACCUGCCUAACGACACACAUCUGUGAAGCCAAUUUAACAAAUACUUGUAGGACCUUAAAAUGGGGGGACCAUGUAUAAAAGGUGCUAUCAUUUCUAAACAGUUCAUCCGAUAUAUAUGAAAAUACCCUCAAAUUAAAGCUGACAGUCUGCACUUCACCCUCAUUGUCAUUGUAUCCUUUCAAACUCAAAGUGCUAGAGUACAGAACCAAAAUAACAAAAAAAUGGUCACUGUCCAAUGAAUUAUGGAGCUCACUGUAUAUUAGCUUGAAGCUUCAGUAUGUUCAUAUAUUACGCUGGUAGUCAAAUCAUGCCUUUGCCACACACGCACGCACGCACGCACACACACACACACACACACACACACACACGCACACAUACACACAAACACUCAGCCCUUCGCUCUCUCUCCCCCAGAGUGGGCCAGCCAUGGCCUGUGUCUUCAGUGAGAGCAGAGGGAGACAUACUGCACCUCCUCAGUCUCAGCUCUGAGCUGAAUGGUCUCUAUGUCUGUGAGGCCUCCAACCCCUACGGACGAGCAACUGGCUCCCUCUUUGUACACACAUCCUCUGGUGAGAAGCACAGACACACACACACACACACUAUUCAUGCUGGUUGCUUAACUGGUUGAUCAUAACUGGUUGCUUAACUGGUUUUCAUAAGUUGCUUAUAAUUGUUAUGUGAUUGAUUGAUUGAUUGAAUACUUUAUUGUCCCGUAGGGAAAUGUGUCUGGAAACAAUACAGGCAUUCCUGGCAUACACAUAAAACACAAAUAUGAGGUUAUGAGAAAUGUGUUGUAGCAUGGAUAACAAAGUUGAGGCAGAUGCUCACUUAUCUUUCACUGCAUGUGUUAGUUUCAGACUUAUGUCCUCAUUCCCCUUUCUACAGGAAGGUACUGUAUAACCACUAACUUAGAUGGUCAUGAUAAAAACGUAUCUCUUACUGCAUUCAGUGGCUUGCGAAAGUAUUCACCCCCCUUGGCAUUUUUCCUAUUUUGUUGCCUUACAACCUGGAAUUAAAAUGGAUUUUUGGGGGGUUUGUAUCAUUUGAUUUACACAACAUGCCUACCACUUUGAAGAUGCAAAAUAUGUUUUAUUGUGAAACAAACAAGAAAUAAGACAAAAAAACAGAACUUGAGCAUGCAUAACUAUUCACCCCCUCAAAGUCAAUACUUUGUAGAGCCAUCUUUUGCAGCAAUUACAGCUGCAAGUCUCUUGGGGUAUGUCUCUAUAAGCUUGGCACAUCUAGCCACUGGGAUUUUUGUCCAUUCUUCAAGGCAAAACUGCUCCAGCUCCUUCAAGUUGGAUGGGUUCCGCUGGUGUACAGCAAUCUUUAAGUCAUACCACAGAUUCUCAAUUGGAUUGAGGUCUGGGCUUUGACUAUGCCAUUCCAAGACUUUUAAAUGUAUCCCCUUAAACCGCUCGAGUGUUGCUUUAGCAGUAUGCUUAGGGUCAUUGUCCUGCUGGAAGGUGAACCUCAGUCCCAGUCUCAUAUCUCUGGAAGACUGAAACAGGUUUCCCUCAAGAAUUUCCCUGUAUUUAGCGCCAUCCAUCACUCCUUCCAUUCUGACCAGUUUCCCAGUCCCUGCUGAUGAAAAACAUCCCCACAGCAUGAUGCUACCACCACCAUGCUUCACUGUGUGUAUGGUGUUCUCGGGGUGAAUGAGAGGUGUUGGGUUUGCGCCAGACAUAGCAUUUUCCUUGAUUGCCAAAAUGCUCAAUUUUUGUCUCAUCUGACCAGAGUACCUUCUUCCAUAUGUUUGGGGAGUCUCCGACAUGCCUUUUUGGCGAACAUCCCACUUUUUUUUAUUUUUCUUGAAGCAAUGGCUUUUGUCUGGCCACUCUUCCGUAAAGCCCAGCUCUGUGGAGUUUACUGCUUAAAGUGGUCCUAUAAACAGAUACUCCAAUCUCCGCUGUGGAGCUUUGCAGCUCCUUCAGGGUUAUCUUUGGUCUCUUUGUUGCCCCUCUGAUUAAUUCCCUCCUUGCCUGGUCCGUGAGUUUUGGUGGGCGGCCCUCUCUUGGCAGGUUUGUUGUGGUGCCAUAUUUCUUCUAUUUUUAAUAAUGUAUUUAAUGGUGCUCCUUGGGAUGUUCGCCAAAAGGCAUGUCGGAGACUCCCCAAACAUAUGGAAGAAGGUACUCUGGUCAGAUGAGACAAAAAUUGAGCAUUUUUAUUUAAUAGAGCUCCUUCGUCUUCAUGGUGCCGCUUGGUUGGUGGUGCCCCUUGCUUAGUGGUGUUGCAGACUCUAGGGCCUUUCAGAACAGGUGUAUAUAUACUUAGAUCAUCUUACAGAUCAUGUGACACUGAGAUUGCACACAGGUGGACUUUAGUUAACUAAUUAUGUGACUUCUGAAGGUAAUUGGUUGCACCAGAUCUUAUUUAGGGGCUUCAUAGCAAAGGGGGUGAAUACAUGUUCAAGCACCACUUUUCCGUUAUUUAAUUUUUUGAAUUUUUUGAAACAAUUUAUUUUUUUCAUUCCGCUUCACCAAUUUGGACAAUUUUGUAUAUGUCCAUUACAUGAAAUCCAAAUAAAAAUCCAUUUAAAUUACAGGUUGUAAUGCAACAAAAUAGGAAAACCGCCAAGGGGGAUGAAUACUUUUGCAAGGCACUGUAUGUACAUGUCUUAUUACUUAGUAUUAUCUCUUUGCUUUCUGCAGGAAAGUGUUUGAAUCAGAGCCAUGAUGCUUGUUAGGUCAACACAAUUAUAUGUAAUUGUAAAUACAGACUGUUUCCUAUAUUAACUGUAUCCCCUCUCUCCUCAUAGAGACCUCUGCUGCCUGUUGGGUUCUACUCAUUGUCAUUCUAUGUCUGAUUGUUACUGCGGCUGCACUCGUAUGGUACUGGUGGAAAUACGGGCAAUUUCCUUGGUAAUAUCACCUACUGUAAUAUCAUGAACUGAAUUUUGCAUUGUGAAACAAAAUGCAUUUGCAUUAGAUGAUCAUAUAUUGAUUUUGCUCAAUUUAAUCUAUUUUCUUUUCCUGGACUACAUCCCAGGAGUUCAAUCAUGGCCAAAGUACCUGAACAGGUAUGCUGUGAUUAGUUAAAGAUGUAGGAUCUUAAUUUGAUCAUGUUUGCUACAGCAGGAAUAUAAUCCUGCAGCAACAGCAAAUGUGGAUUAUAAUUCAUGGACAUUUUUGUAGGGGUUGAUACAUUUUUUGUAAGGGAAAAUCUAAUCUGAAGUGGAAAUUACAAACUUCAGAAGCCUUUUUUAACCUCAAAUACACUACGUGUUUUAAAUGUCCUGCAUUGCAGGGAAGUUCUCUUGCAACAGGCUGAUCAAAUUAACAUGCUACAUAUGUAUGUCACUGUCCUCCAUUGUUUUGUGAUUAAUCUUACGAAGUAGGUUUCUCAUUAUCCACUGGUUACUAUGUAAUAGUACUGUUAUAAUGUCUGUUUGAUUACAGACUGAAUCAGUAUCUUCCCUGAGGAGGAGACAUGACAAGGUUGAGGAAGGUGAAGGUGACUCAUUGGCUGCAACCGUCCAAACCAGGAAUGAGCCUGAGGAGGAAGAAGAAGUAUCA